Messenger RNA from Pelobates cultripes (western spadefoot toad), 61902 nucleotides. Lineage: Eukaryota; Metazoa; Chordata; Amphibia; Anura; Pelobatidae. The record is from the annotation of a GenBank genome assembly.
GUCGGCCCCGCCCACCUCGCACGGCCUGCUGGCUGCAUCGGAGAGCUGUGCUAACACAUCACACAGGGAACCAACUUUAGCAGGACACCAGGCCCCGCCCCCCCCAGCUUAUUGCUGACAAGAUGGCGGCGGAGUGUAGAGUGCUGGCUUACACUGUGUACAAGUGGAGCUCCUUCUCAUCCAGCUACCUGCCUGAGUGAGUACCAGAGUCCGGGCCAGCCUGUAUCCCACCAUGGCAGUACCCAGGCCCGCCGCCCCCAGCCUGCCUAGUCACAGCACUCUGUGCCUGCCAUGCACGGGGGACUCUGUGCUUCCCUCCUCUCUCUCUCUCUGUGUAUCUAUCUCUAUGUAUCUAUCUCUCUCUCUCUCUGUGUAUCUAUCUCUCUCUCUCUCUGUGUAUCUAUCUCUCUCUCUCUCUGUGUAUCUAUCUCUCUCUCUCUCUGUGUAUCUAUCUCUAUGUAUCUAUGUAUAUCUCUCUAUGUAUAUAUCUACACACACAUACACUGCAGGCAUGCUCCAUACACUGUGUGUGUGUAUUCUGAUUAUAUGAACACAUUGCACUCUGUAUACUGGGAUAUGAGGGCUUCCUGGGCGGUAAUGGCAUCUCUUCCAAUAACUGUCCUGCUAGACUCGUGUCUGACAUGCAGCUCUGGCUGCUUCUGUCUGUGGUCACUAGAAGCAGGCAGAGGGUUGUUUACAAUGAUCUGCAAUCAUCAUGGCCAAUGUCAGUAUGUGCGCAUUUAAAUCUAGCCAAUGCUCUGUCUACCUCUCUGGGAUUGACUUUGAAAGGCGAUUGAAACUUGUGUAGUUUCAAUACUGUGAUAAAUUUAAAGUAUGGAGUAACAACUUGUUGAGAAAAGCCUUGCAAACUUUGGGACAUGGGAAUUAGAUCACACUUAGCUAAUUGUUCUAUUUAUUUCAUUUUUGCUGCUGCUUAACUAUCACUUAUUGACUGAUGUGUGAUUUAUAGCGAUUUUAGGGUGUAUUUCAAGUUAGUGGAACUGAAAACCGUCUUGAUUUUGAAAUUCAGGACAAUGCUCAAUUUAGUGAACAGCCCUGUGUGUGUGUUUGUCAUCGUGUAAAUAAUAUUUUGAAUCUGGAGAUGCUUCAAGUGUCCUCAAGCUUUUUUUUUUAUGUUUUGUUUGAGACUGGUGUCUGCAAUAGAAAAACAUGUAUCCAAAAUAACACACAUUGAGCUUCAUCUUGUUUUAGUGUAUUAUAUUUUUAAAACAGUCCCAAGAGAUUAAGCAUGUGUUCCUUAUGUUGGCAUAUCUGUUAACUUUAAGAGCAUAGAUACAAGUAUUUUCCCAGGUAUGUAUUGCCAAUUGCUGGAGCACAACAAAAUAACCACUACAGCCUGCUGUAAUGUAUGUAGUGCAAGUAGUCAAACAGUUUGAGAAUGGUUAAACAAUGUAUCUGGGGUGUGCUGGGCACAUGAUACUGGAAGCUAAGUCUGACAUCGCCAACCCUUUAAUCUUAGAAUCUGACCUGCAUAGCUCAGUGGAGCAAACGGAAGGUGCUUGCACAGAGCUUCAGGUAGCAGUGGGUACCCGACAAACCACAGAUAAGUUGUCAAAUUAUUCUAAAACAGUUUGCUAACUCUAAGAAGGUCUCAGAGUACUCCAUUAUAGUUGUCUAAUAGGUGUAUCUUGUAUUGCUUGGAGUGUUCAUUUUAAUGUUCUUUUUUUGCCAUUUGAUGGAAAACACCCUUUUUUUUCUAACUUUAGUUUUAAUAAACUCCUGUUAUGCCUUUUAAAAAUAUUCAGAACAUAUACGUCUUUUAAAUGUCAUAUUAACACAACUAGCAAUAACCCAGACUUGACCUUGUCUGGAAGAACACAUUAGGUGAACUGGGAUGCUACCAAAAGUAAACAAGGCCAGCAAACACAACAUUGAGCUCAUUUGAAGGGCACAUAGGCUGCAACCUCUUUUUUUGUUUUGUUUUCCAUGUCACAUUGUAGGAGUGUGACUGCAGAAUCUGCCUAAACCGUGUUUCUAGUAUAUCACAAAGCUAAAAUACAGUAGCUCACAUCUGUCUUUUAUAGAAGAUAAAGAUGUAAUUUCUAGGGAAUGCUAUAUUAUGGUAAAUGAGAAGCAUGUGGUUUACCAUUGUUUUUAUGUGUACAUGUUUCUUUUGUCCUUAGAGGGGUAUUCUAGUCACCAGAACAACUACUGCUUAUUUUAUUUGUUCUGGUAAAUAUAAUCAUUCCCUUUAGGUGUUUUGCAGUAAACACUGUGUUUUCAGAGAAAAUGCAGUGUUUAUAUUACAGAUUAGGUAUGCCCCCACUGGCCACUCCUCAUAUGGCUACUAGAUGUGCUUCAUGGGGCAGUGCUGCACAGCGUUUCCACCCUCUGCAGGGAAGCACUGAACUUUUUUCAACUCUAUGAGAUGAUGCUGAUCGGCCAGGGCUGUGUUUGAAUUGUGCUGACUCUGUGCCUGAUCUACCUCCUUGACAAGCUCAGCCAAUCCAAUGCUUUCCUUUGUGUUCCUGACCUUAGUUUUUAACGUUAUAACCUUAUUAUUCCACUCAUCUGAAUAAUUUUGUUUAUGCCAUUCUUUACAUCUGUAUAUAUGAAUAUUUGGAAUAUGAUACAGCCUAGCUAUGACUAAGACAUUAGCAAAUUAUAUGGUGUUUAUUCACUAAGUUUUAAAUUGUAAAACUAUGAAUUACAAUUUAUUCAGAAAUAGGUGAUCUGAAAAAAAAAAUCUCAAACUCUGCUAUAGUUACAACUUUUGCAGUUUCAGUAUUAAAGGAACACUCUGGGCACCCUAACAACUUCAUAAGGAUAUUGACCUAGGACAGGACUUCCCAAUUAAUUUUUCCUGUGAAACUCUUUAACACAGUGUACCAACAUUGUGGAAUCCCACAGGUGGUCCUUAUUUUGCUACCUACCUGUUUUACGACGGCUCGCACUUACGACCAGCUCUCUUGUGGGGUGGUAAGUGUGAGCCGUUGUGGGAAUUAGAGGGAUUCCCUGCUCUUGUGCGUUUGUCUAUUUUCAGGGAUAUGUCCCUGAACAUAAAAGAACGCAGCAGAGCAGGGAAUCACUUAACUCCUCACUUACCGACCAGGUUGUAGGAACGGAACCCGGUCGGUAAGUGAGGAGUGUAUGUAUGUAUGUGUAGUAAACAGAUUAUAGUACUUAGGAGCAGGUAUGCUUCUGUGUUUGGAAAUACAUUUAGCAAUUUAAUAUAGGCGUGUGUUUGUAAUGUUUGAUUUUAAAUGCGGAAUAUACAUUUUUGUGUAGUAUUGGUUUUUGAAUGAAGGGUGUGUUUAAAUGUUUGUAUAUAAUUUUGGAAUUCAGUGGUGUCUCUGUAUGUCAUGUUUGUGUUUGCAAGGGUGUGCUGUUGUUGUGUUGGUGCUUGAUUGCUGGGAUGUCUGCAUACACACUGCCACAUACUUGCAGGCAGAUAUACACUGACACACUGGCCCCAAUGGCACACAGGCCAUAAUAUUUAUAGUUGCAGCUACCCUCCUGUUAGCUUACUUUUUUGCUGCAGGAGAGUGGCUUGCUUGGAGUGUUGCUGGCCCCCUGUUCAGCAAUUACCAAUACACAAAAAUAAGUCCUGCGCUCAGCCUCCCACUACUCCUGGGCAGCAGCAAUGACAAUAAUACAUAGCCUCAAUACAUACAAAAAAACCAAAGAAUACCCUGUUUAGCAAUACCUAUUCAGUGGCCCUAAGUGCUUGGGCCACCCAAUGGGCAAAUCGCAGCGAAAUCCCAAUUUUGCUCUUGCCGAACACCAAUUGGGAAACCCUGACCUAGAAGAUCAGAACCACUAACCAACACACCUAUUGUGAUAAAGAAUAAUGGUUAGGCGUGUUAUUAUUUUAUAUAGCGCCAGCAAAUUCCGUAGCACUGUACUAUGGGGGUAAAGGUAGAAGCUAAACAUAUAUUCAAUUAUGAGAGGCAUACAAAUAUUCUCGCGCUUCCUUUUGGAGAUUUUUUAUUUUUAUUUACAAAAGUCACCUGUGUGUGACUUUACAGCACCAAAUAUGCUAUCUUUAAAAGUUUAUUUCAUCAAAAAUGUCUGUCAGGACAUAUUGUGCUUGAAACAGAUAUAUACACUUAUAAUAAAGCAACUUUGGAUAGUAAUAGAAGUAUGUAGUGUAGCGGAGCUUCAAUAUCUAGACUGGAUAUCUCCGAUAAGAUUCCCUCUAGCUGGAAGAAGAGCCGCCUUAGUGAUUAUAGCCCCAUUUGACAAACACUAGACAAUACAUAAUGAAAAGGAGAACAAACUUUAUUGAAAUCAGCAUAGAUAUACAAAGACCCCCCCCAGCAUGGAGUCUCCAGCAGAGGUAUAUGUAAUCGCACCCUGACAUCUGUGUCUGGGAGAAGACUGCAACAUACACCGCUAAUUUUAAUUUAAUUAUCCAUCAGACACACAGAUGGAUAACACAAAGAGCCCCCACACAUAUGAUAUCCCCAGAUAGCUUAUACGCGAAGGAGCUAUUUUUUACAGAUUAGGUGCUCAUCUAUGGGCUGUAGUGAAAAUGGCACUUGUUAAAGUUCUGAGCGCUGGAUUUUUUUUGCAGUCGGCAUGCUCAUGGUGCCGAUUAGCUCUGGGGAUAUCAUAUGUGUGGGGGCUCUUUAUGGGCUGGUUCCUCACACAAGCGUUCACUAACUUACAAAUAUGCAUUACAAGACUAUGAAUCAUAUAUGUCCCGGACAGUUCUCAAUUCCCCAAUUAUAAUGUUCAAAUAGCAACCGGAUCAGAAGUAUCAAGCCCGAGGGAUCAUCGAGUAAAUUUUUGACUGGGCACUGAUUACAUUUCGAUUUAUUUCUAACUCUGACAAGUAAAGCUUAUAUGCUCUGAUUAAGUGCUCACUCUGGUGGGGUCAUGGGUAUCGUCUCCCCUUCUUGGGAAUAUAGGGUAAGCCGCUCAUGCUUACUUGGCCGAUGGGAUGCAGGUAAUGAUUGAAGAAUAGGAAGACCAAGAUGGUAGUGAGAAGAAGAAAAAGAGUGAAACAUAUUUGAAGGUCAUAGGGGCUGGGUGGGGGUGUAAGUGCAUGGGUGUGAUGUGUGUUGAAGUUGGUCCUCUGGAGACGUAUUGGCUCUAGAAUGACCACAUGGUUAUGUGUUUUUUGGUAGUCAGGUUGGCAGAAGCAAUUGCUUCCUUCAUUGUAUUUAUUCCCUCAAUUAUCGGCAUUCAUUGUUGUAUGCUGGUGGACAGAGGUUUGUCUCAAGAGGAGCGUUAUCAGGCCCCUCGCUGCUGUAAAAUAAUGUUUCUUGAAUUACUUUUUGUACAGUCACAAUGUGAGUAAGGUGUUCUGUAGGAGCAUCACGUCAGGCGUGGAUGGAGUAGUGGAUCAUGUGAUUUCCUCUACAUGCCUUUGUACUCCAGUAUGUUGCCACGUUUGGUUAUGCCCAGAAAAUAUGUAGCAUUGUACCCCUAGCUUGACUGAAUGUGCGAGCAGAUUGAGAUCUGAUGAGUGAUGAUAAUUACCUUAUCCAUUGAGACUUUUGAUAGGCUGGUGUCCCUCUCCCAUUCUCACAUGACUCUUGGUGGCUUCAAGGUUUCUUUUGUCAGGAGUUGUUGGUAUAAGAUUGAGAUAUCCCGAGUGAUGGAAACAUAGAGUGGUACUCUGCCCUGAUGCCAGUGCUACCACGGAAGUAGCCUUGUGGGAGGGAGAGACCGACUGUCUCCCCUCUGGAUACACUGCUCUGUGGCUGGGGAACAGGACCGACUGUCCCUACCCCUUGUGCUGUAAGUGCAGAGACUACAGUCCCAUCUGCACUGUUGGGGGGUGUAACAUCUCCCCUUGCUGGGUUAGGCUGCCGCUGGAGAGAGGGUGUAACAAGCCCCUCUCUCUGAACUGUAAACUGCCGCUGGGGAGAAGGGGUAUCAGGCUCCUCUCCCUGACACUCUCUCUGCUGGUGGAGAGGGGGACCAGCUGUCUCCCCUUUCAUUUUUUUGUCCUGUGGUUGGGGUGCGAGACUGACGGUCUCUGCUCCCUGCAGGACACUCUGCCGCUGGGGAGGAAGGACGGCACCUUCAGCUCCCUGGGGUACACACUGCCGCUGGGGAGGAAGGACUGCACCUUCAGCUCCCUGGGAUACACACUGCCGCUGGGGAGGAAGGACUGCACCUUCAGCUCCCUGGGAUACACACUGCCGCUGGGGAGGAAGGACUGCACCUUCAGCUCCCUGGGAUACACACUGCAGCUGGGGAGGAAGGACUGCACCUUCAGCUCCCUGGGAUACACACUGCCGCUGGGGAGGAAGGACGGCACCUUCAGCUCCCUGGGGUACACACUGCCGCUGGGGAGGAAGGACUGCACCUUCAGCUCCCUGGGAUAUACACUGCCGCUGGGGAGGAAGGACGGCACCUUCAGCUCCCUGGGGUACACACUGCUGCUGGGGAGGAAGGACGGCACCUUCAGCUCCCUGGAGUACACACUGCCGCUGGGGAGGAAGGACGGCACCUUCAGCUCCCUGGGUUACACACUGCCGCUGGGGAGGAAGGACUGCACCUUCAGCUCCCUGGGAUACACACUGCCGCUGGGGAGGAAGGAUUGCACCUUCAGCUCCCUGGGAUACACACUGCCGCUGGGGAGGAAGGAUUGCACCUUCAGCUCCCUGGGGUACACACUGCCGCUGGGGAGGAAGGACUGCACCUUCAGCUCCCUGGGGUACACACUGCAGCUGGGGAGGAAGGACGGCACCUUCAGCUCCCUGGGGUACACACUGCUGCUGGGGAGGAAGGACUGCACCUUCAGCUCCCUGGGAUAUACACUGCCGCUGGUGAGGAAGGACGGCACCUUCAGCUCCCUGGGGUACACACUGCUGCUGGGGAGGAAGGACGGCACCUUCAGCUCCCAGGGGUACACACUGCCGCUGGGGAGGAAGGACGGCACCUUCAGCUCCCUGGGUUACACACUGCCGCUGGGGAGGAAGUACUGUACCUUCAGCUCCCUGGGACACACACUGCCGCUGGGGAGGAAGUACUGCACCUUCAGCUCCCUGGGACACACACUGCCGCUGGGGAGGAAGGACUGCACCUUCAGCUCCCUGGGAUACACACUGCCGCUGGGGAGGAAGGACUGCACCUUCAGCUCCCUGGGAUACACACUGCCGAUGGGGAGGAAGGACUGCACCUUCAGCUCCCUGGGAUACACACGUCCGCUGGGGAGGAAGGACUGCACCUUCAGAUCCCUGGGACUUACUCUGCCGCUGGGGAGGAAGGACGACACCUUCAGCUCCCUGGGGUACACCUUUGAGUCCCCGUAAUGCACUCUGCCACCGGAUAGGGCGGCCGAUACCUUUGGCUGGAUCUGCCAUGAACUGCAUGUACUCGUCUACCUGGCUCCUUACGAGCUGCACGUAUUUCUCCGGGGGGUUGGGUCCAAAGAAAGCCAGCCGCAUGGUAAACUCUCUGUCAUACUGCUCCUGAGUGUAGCUGGGUGCCAUGCUUGUGCUGCUGAAGUUAGUUCUUUUGUAGAUAGGGUCGCUGUACGGGUACUAGCGUUGCCCUCAAUUUGUAAAUCCACGAACUGUGUCUCCGAGCUGCUUUACCUCGCACUAGGAUGCCAUCCCACCGCUUGCCACCAAUGUAACAGAUCGCCUGGCACCCCGACUGGGUACCUCCGUUGAAGGAUGCUCCUAGCGCUUCCUGAGGACUCCAAGCACUGCAGCAGACACCACAAUCACCGAACCAGAGAAGCGUAUACCUUCUCUCAAGCAUAUGAAUGCUGUAGACAGUUGAAUAGGAACCAUACGAAUAGGUUUACUCUCCUAGCAGUCAAACUGGAACAGCAUGCAAUAAAUCCUUCCCCCAAUAAUGAGACGACACUUCACUUUGAGGGUUAAAACAGGAACUCUCUGUACUGUCACAUACAGUCUCUUUUAUUCCCAAUCCACAAACAUAGUACAGCCCACAGGGCGUUACAAAACAACCAAUCAAUCCAUACAAUACACACAGACACUCCCACACAAAAUCCUCCCCUCUGCAGGUGAUAUGAUUACUGAACACAAUGGGUAAUCUCAUUAUCACCGGCAGAGGAAUACAGUUUUUACAGAAUAUUUCUAACUUCUAAAAUAUACAUGUCACAAACAUAAAACAUACAUUUUCAUAAUCAAUCCAUUCAGGGGAACAACAUAUUAAAAAAUGGCACGAAUCAGACCAGGGGUUCAAAAGUUAAGGGAAAGUUCUUUGUGACUAAAUGAAGCAUGGCUUUCUGGCCCAAACCAGUUUCAGAGUCUUCUAUCCUGGAGAGUAAUUCAAUUAUCUCCCAGGAUAGACACAAGACUCCAUUAAGCACAUGGUUGCAAAAGACACAAAACACUUUAAAAUACAUAAAGUCACAUUUACACAUAACACACAGACAUUUCACAUAUCCCCAGAUAGCUGGGAUCUGAGUGCACAUUAUUAGAUGAAUGGCACUCAGAUCCCACAAAUAAGCCUUUCUGCAGGGGAAAUAAACGGUUUAACCUGCAGGGCCAUAGUCCAAAGGGAGCAGGCGAGCAACCAGGCUUCUCCAGUUCACAGUGGCAAGGUUGGUUUCGCCACACUCCCCUUUACUAUAAAGAGCUUCCCCUGGCAAACCCACCCCAGUUCUUCCUUGUCCCAGCACGGGACAGAUGGAGAGUCUGUUGAAGGUGAGGCACACAGGUUCCUGUCUGGGGGAGGAAGCCUGAUAGCUGCCAGGUGGUAGGCUGAGCGGCAUGGCUCCGUCUGUAGCCCUUUCUGUUUAACUUUGCGCCAAGUAUGUUCCGGCUUGGUGAGUGUGGGCGGGCCGUGGGAUGCCUUCAUUAUGUUGCAGGCUGUGUGCCUGCGAACAGCGCUGGAAGGGACGCCCGGGUGAUGUUGCGUUUCACUUAAUUUCCAGGUGCGCUAUUGCAAAUGCGCGAACCGGAACUAACGGGAAACUGCCGAGUUUGCUUUGAAAAUCUGUUCUGAUUAAAAUUGCAAGUAAUGGAUGUAAUUGUUUUGUAGAAAGUGGACUGUAUGUGCAAAACAGACUUUUUGUACACUGUGGAAUGCCUCUGCUAUACAAGACUUUUGCUUAUUGUAUCCGUACUACUCCCCUUAAUAUGGUUCUGGGGUUUAUAAAUAUGAAUAUAUAUAAAAAAGGUGCUGCAUUUUCUUGGGUAAAAAUUAAGCAGAGAAUAUGUAAUCAUUCAUAUCUUUGAAUUCUUAAAAAGAAUCAAAUAGUGUAUCAGCUGCUCUGCUUAAAAUGUUCUGCAGAGACUGAAGAGCAGCAUCCUUCGAUUACUUCUAAUGUCUGGUGAAUGUCUGUCUACAUGUCUCGUUCAUCAUACUGUGUGGAGCUGGUUCCCACCUGAUGUACUGACAAGGUUCGUUAGGAAAAACAAAGAGAACAUUACCUGCGCUCUGGCAUUAAUCCCUAUGCACAUUUUAAACAAAAUGGGGUCUCUUUAGUUUUAUCACAAUGGCCAUUUUGAAUAUAAGCUCACCUGCCAACUCAAGGCAAGCCCCAAAAGGUGAAUCCUACUCUAGCCAUUAGACUUGCUGAUAUCAGCCAAGAAUCUCCAAUGAGACAGGAAGGGGUAUUUUAUAAAACAUACAAAUCACCUUGGUUAUGAAUCGGUCAGGGGGCAGGAUAAAUCUGCUAAACUUUAAUGAGGGUUAUCUGUUCCUCAAACCCCAUGUCUUUCUCAUAUGCAGAAAUAUGAACACUCUGAAUGAACAAGCCAUUCUUGCCCGGCGUUUAAUAUGUUUACCAUCAAAUAGGUAAAUGUUACACCCCCAGGAACACUGGGAAUCCAUAAAAAUCUGCAGAAGUAGCUGCUUUAAAAACCCUGUCGUCAAGAAGGCGGAGACUUCUUGCAGAUAAUCUUUCCAGACUGCUGGCAUCGGUAUUGGUCUUUGCUGGCAGGUGCAGCGGUGUCCAAAAACGUAUAACUUUGUUUACAAUUGUUAAUGGAGGUUAUUUAAGUCUCCUGAUAAGCAUCUCGUCAGUUUCCUGUUCUAUUGUGAUUGUCACAUACUUUAUAUGGAUUUGACUAAUACAAUUUUACGAUGGCCAAGAUCAUUGGUUCAUCUGCUGCUUCUCUUUUAUCCUUGUGGCUUAAGCUUGGACGGCAGUUCGGCGUCCUUUUCGGUCCCCUGUUUACUCCCAUUAGGAAAAGGGGUAUCUUUUUAUAAUCUAUGUCGAAAAAGGAAACCAGCUCUGCCUAAAGACAGGUAGAACUAUGUCCGACAAUGGUAGGUGUUUAGGACGCCAAGAAGCUUGGAGGCGUAAUCCUGUAUUUCUAUACUAAGUUUGGAUAGCUCAGUGGGUUUAGACCUUGUUCAACCCUUGGGGUUCGCAGGGUUAACGCAGCACUUCAUCCCUUUGAGGUAGAUGACUGGCGUACCAUUUGGGAACCAGUAUAUAUCUGAAUGUCUCUUGCCUGGCUUUUAAUUAGAACCUACUUGCAAUCACUGUUUUCUUGAUCUAGUUAGAGGGUACCGCUUGCUCUUUUCAAAUCUGCCCAAUCCAUAAUCUUCCAAACAUUUGAUUUACAGAAACCGUGUUCCUGCUGGAUUCAAUGAGUUUGAGAUAUGGUCCUGUGAACCAUGAAGUUCGUUGGGUUCCUCAGGAAUCUCCUGGUUAUCAAUCUCUGAUCAUUCCUUUUAACCCCCUAAGGACAUGUGACAUGUCAUGAUUACCUUUUAUUCCAGAAGUUUGGUCCUUAAGGGGUUAAACUGGUUAUGAAUUUAAAUUAAUUGGUUCCUCUCCUGAGGUUCAGAAUUCUUAUAUCCCUAUUGUGGCCCCUCAAAAAGUUUUCUGAAAAUACGCCAUAAUAAGUGGAUUGAAGAGAUUUCAUUGCUCUUCAAAACAAUUCCCUUAACAGCAUAUUUUACGGAACGAGGCAUUCCCUAUUUGGGAGUUUGGCUACUUAUUGCUAAUUGGGACUGUUGCCUUUUUAAGUAUGUCCAGGUAGCUAGCAGAGCGCUACAACAACACUGUUGGAUACAAAGACUAUAUAAUGUACUUUCUUCUUCUUCUCCAGGAAGGAUAGUUUUUUUGAGGUUCAUGUUAACCUUAAAAUGUUACCUCUGCAUCUACUGCACUCAUAAAGGAAAGGUCCAAUUACUAAGAAAGUGAAAAUUCCUCCAUAAGAACAGGAAAUUAGAUUGCUGGGAUGUCUGACCUAUUCAAUUCCUGCGCAAAAUCUGGAUUUGGCUGCUACAGUGGAAAAUUAUUCUGGGUCAAAGUGUGGAAAACUUGGAUUUCUGUCUCCUAGACUCUCUUCGAAAAAAGCGGAAGAUCGGCUAAACUGGUGGACAACGUCAAGUUUUUUUCAAACAAGUCUGUCCUUUCAGCCUGUAGAUGUAGUCAUUUUCACCACCGAAUGCAUCUAACACGGGCUGGGUCACUCGUCUAAAUUCUCUAAAGUUCCAGCGUUCUUGCUCCUAAGAAAAUUAGUUCACUCAUUUCAGAGCUCUUAAGGCAGUUCUUCACUCCCCUCACCGAUUUCAGAUAUUGGUUGAUUGAGGGACCUAUUACAAUGCGGUCAGACCACGACUCUUUCCCUCACAUCAACAUAAAGGGUGAUGCUAGAGGCAAGGUCUGUUUCAGCUAUGUACCAAAACGGUGUACUGAGCUCAGGAUCUCUGGGAGGUCCUCUCUCCAUCCCAUUCAUGAGGUGUCGACAAUGUCAUCACCUACAACCUCAGCAAAAGAAAUUGGGAUCAAGCGUAAUGGUCUAUAGAUGUUCAGUCUACAGAGAGAUUUUGGAGUGCCGGGAUAGACCUCAUGGCAAAGAGGGAGAACAUGAAGAUUCUUAGGUUUGCCUCUCCGUACAGGACCGUUCACGAUGAAUAGUUGGUCUAUCUAAGGGUAUUUCUCUGGGUUUACAUUUUUUCCCCCUAUAGACUGUUCCCAAGACUUCUUCAAAGAGGUGAACAGACAGAGCAGUGGUUCUGCCAAUUUUUCCGUACUGGCCAAACAAGAGCCUGUUUUUGGCAUUAGUGGAGAUGACUUUCAAGUUUGGAGAUCUUCCGAUCUCUAACACUUUUGGAAGACAGGAUAUCCUGCUGGAAGUGUUGAAUAGGUUCUUAUUGACGUAGGGCAACUGACUCAUGAAGACUCAGGAGAUGAAGGACCCACCAAGCAGAGUCCACUUGUUGCAUAUAAUCUUCUAGUCGUACUGCCACUAACUUUUACAUGAAGAUUUGGGUAGAGUUGCUACAUUUUUUGUAAGGAACGUCAUUGUCUUCUAGUUAAUUUGUUCGGGUGGUUGAAACUUACAUUUCCUGCAGGAGAUUUCCACAGGUUUGGGGUUUCCACGUUAAGACCAAAUUGUAUUCACUAAGUCCUUUUUGAGAAGGGAUUGGUCUUUGUAUUUACUGGUUAGAAGUUACUUUAAAGCAAUAGGUUUCUUAGGCCACCCUGGAAGUUCUGUUACCCUCCUGGGAUCUUUCUUCAGUCUUUCAGGUCCCCUUUUACUUUGGAGGUGGUUCCUUUUAAUAUGCUAAAGCUUAACCAGCAUUCUUAGUGGCCAUUCCUCUACCAAGAGAGUAAGCGAGCUUCAGGAUAUAUCAUCUUCAGUGGAAUUUCUUAUAUUCCGUCAGGGUGCAAGUUGUUUCAUCUGAACACUUCAAUUCUUCCAGUUAUCUUUUAGAGCCGUUAAUCGGCUCAGCCUUUUAUAAUUAUGCCACCUCCCCGCUGGAACUAGAUGGCAUAUUCAAAGGGAAUUUCAGAUGCACCCAUCAAUAUCCGCUGAAUUCAGAAGAUCAGAUCACCUGUUGUCAACUUCUAGGGAAGUUUUAAGGGGAAUGAAGCCUCUCUUAAUUCUGUUUCUCGUUAUUUCGUCAAUCAUAAUGGCUUCAGUAGUUUUGAUUCGCCAGCGUCUUUCACAGCACAUUCCACAAAGGCAAUGGGCAGAUAAAAGAUCUUGCUUCACCCGAAGAAAUCCGCAUGGCUGCUUCUUGGUCAGUUUUUAGCACCGUAAAAAAAGUCAGACAUUUUCAGGCUAAAUGUACUCUCUGCCUCUAAAAUUGCGUUGUAGCAUAGGUACUUGACGCUGUUUAGGUAUCAAGCCCACCUGAUUGGGAAUCUUUCUAUAUCCCAUACGUACUGCCACCAUAUGUCAGAAAAAACUGAAAUUUUUACUUACCGUAAAUUUUUUUUUUUUUUUUUUUAAUAUGGUGGCUGUACAAAUCUCCCUCCCUCUAAAUUACAAUUUUGCUUACAUUUUGUGGUUUAGGGGUGUAUUCUUGCUACUAUUGAGGUGGGUUUGCCGGGGGAAGCCCUUUAUAGGGUAAAGGGGAGGGACUUUUAUUAAUCCUCUAUCUUGCAGAUGCUUGUCCCAAUUAGGAAGCACAACCCAUAUGUACGUUCUGCCACCAUGUUAAGAAAAAAAUAAUUUACGGUAAGUCCAUAUUUGUGUUUUUGCCUGUUUGCACUCUCUCUCUAUCCUGCUUUCUUCAGCUACAGAAUAUUUGAUUAUUAAAUAUAUUUGGCUCGCACAUGGCACACAUGAAUUUAGUGUGCAAUUCACACUCCUGGAUUACAAUAGCACUACCCCUUUAAGCCAUGCAAGGACUAUAAUUGCAGGGUAUUCGAUGAAGUACAUAAGAAUUUGUUUGCCUGUGCAAAUGCUAUUUAUGUUGUAUUCCCUAAUUUCAUUAUAUAAGCUAGACACUGGAUUGUGUGCAGAUCCCUUUGCCAAACAUGAAGUUGGUUUUUGGCAGAGUACACUUUUUAAAAGAUCUUUGGACUUAACUAUGUAGACAUUAAAAUACCUAGCAUGUGUAGUCUCAAAGUCCUUUGGAUGAUAAAAAAAAAAAAAAACUCAAACCUUUUUUAAAGGGAUCCGUUUUACAGUUUUUUCACUUAACUGUUUCUGAUUGUCUCGCAGGUUAAUGAAAUACAAGUGCAGAGUUUUUGUUUUUGUUUUGUCGUAAAAGGCAGUUGGUCCUCAUGAGCCUGAUCUUUCUAUCACUGGUUGCCCACUUUGAGUAAUAGUAUGUACAUGAGCGUAUUAGUCUGCUGACUGGAGACCAUCCCAAGGCUGGAAUAAAGAUAAAUUUAAAGGGACACUAUAGUCACCAGAACUACAGCUCAUUGUAUUCUGGUGAGUAUAAUCAUUUCCUUCAGGCCUUCAUGUAUAUCAUUGUAAGUAUAUCAAAUGCGUUAGGUGAAAUUUGCCUUUAAGUUACAGUGGAUGACUUGGUGCGGUUUGUUCAGAUCAGUUAAAGGUUUAAUCUAAGCACCACAACCACUUCAUCGAUAUGAAGACUUGGUCUUCUGUAAUUUCCCUAGGCUUGACAAAGGUAGAGUUUAAGGCAAGUUUUAUUUCCAUUGUCAAGCUCAGUAUUCACAUAAUACUCACCUGACCAUGCCGCUUACUGUAUUUCCCUGAACAUUGCACAUGCACAGUGCAAAUUCCUCUUCCUUCCUACUGCUGGGCAUGCAGGGACAGUAUAGGCAGACAGGGGCAUGAACAGUUUGUCACUGCCAGUACCUACAAGAAUGUGGCGCAUUAAUAAAAGAUGUUACCUUUUAAAAAAAACAAUUUAAAGGGUGGAAAUGGGGCUAAACAUUGGGUGGGCAUAAAAACAGACUUUAAAGAAACCCUACAAGCACCAUGACCAUUACAGCUUGCUGUAUUGGUAAUGGUACCAGAAUCCCCCUGGUGCUGUCUCAUGAUACGAUGUCAAACCAUGUUUCUUGGUGUCCUGCAUGCAUACUAUGUUGCAUGUAUAGGAGUCUUUAGAGGGUUCGUUUCAUUGUAUAAUCUUGUUGUUGAGUUAUGAAUACAUGGACAGAAGUAAAAGAAAUUGGAAUUUCAAAUAGCAUUUGUGUUUUUUAACUCUCAAAACUGCUGCUCAGUCAUAAUGUCUGACAUUCUUUGAAAAGAAGCAUAACUGUCUAUUCCAUGAUUAGUUACAACUACUGACUGCCUUUUGUAAGCUUUAAAGGAUCACUAAGGAUCACUCGUUUUCCUGACACUAUAGCAUCCUUAGGAACACCCUCCCCCCGCCACCACCAUCAGGGCCCCCCUCCCAUGACAAUAAAACCCCUUCAGUUACUUACAUUAAUCCAGCGCCGGGCUCCCUCUGCGCUGGUGACCUCUCCUCCCUCGUCGAUGUCAGCUCCCGAGUGUAGCAGAAUGCACAUGUGCAGCAAGAGCCGCGCGCGCAUUCAAACAGUCCAUAGGAUAGCAUUUCUCAAUGCUUUCCUUUGGACGUUCUGCACGCUGGAUGCAUAUUUCUCAUGCAGCGUCGCAGAAACGCCUCUAGCAGCUGUCAGGAUGACAGUCACUAGAGGUUGGAUUAACCCUGCUAUGUAAACAUAGCCGUUUCUCUGAAAUUGCUAUGUUUACAUCGGAAGGGUUAAAACCUGGUGGACCUGGCACCCAGACCACUUAAUUGAGCUGAAGUGGUCUUGGUGACUAUAGUGUCCCUUUAAUUUAACCAAGAUUUCCAAAUAGACUGGAUUGUGACCACAAUUUUUUUUUUUUUUUUUUUUGUAACAAUUACUUGUUGGUUUUCAGGCACCAGUGAUUAUUUGAAAUAUUAAGUUAUCACAUUCCAUCCUAAAUGAUUACACACAUUUCUUAAAGGGUUACUUCAGGCACCAUGGCCACUUCAGUAAUUUAAAAUUGUCGUGGUGUCUGUAGUCUGUAUGUUGAAUGUUUCACUACGAAACGUUCAUACAGAGUGUAAUGAUGUUACAUUAUUUUGGCAUCAUUAGCCUGUCUGGAAAUGCGGCCUAUACUCUCCCUUCUGUCUCUUAAAUGAGGGUUGGGCUGCAGGGAGAACUUCGGUCCUGGAACACAGGUAAGUUUUGUGUUUUUUUUAUUUUUUUUUAUUGUGUGUGUUUGUCGUGGAUCACCACAGCAAGGGUUAAUCAAAAGUGUUUUGAAGUUUUUUUUUUUUUUUGUUAAGGCAAAUUUACUGUGAGGGUUUUAAUAGUGACACUCUUAGAAAUCAAUUAACUUGUGCUACUGCAUGCUUUAUUUUUGUGAGUUGAUACUUCAUUUUUCCACAGCAACACAAUUUGACUUUUUCCUUUUUUAUAAUCAUUUCAUACAAAUUAACCUUGCUGUUGGAUAGCUAAGCAACAAAAAUGACCAAAGAAUAUUGAAAUAUCAUAUAGUAUCAUCGUUGUACAUUAACACAGAUUUGUUGGAUUCAUUUUUGCCAAUCUUGCAUGCGGGAUGGAUAGGUGGCCUCGGUGUCUCACUGGAACUAUAGUGUCCCUUUAAGUUUUGUCUAAAAUGCAAAGAUCUUGCUAGAAAUAGUAGCACAGUUUUUAAACAUUUUAAAUAUUAAAUCACUGGUAAUGGAGUCCAAACCUGUAUACCAAAUAUUUGUGUCCCUGCCUCUAGUUAAAUAGGUCUCCCUAUUUGUUCAAAAAACAAUAAAGCUGUUUUACGUUGCAAGGUUAAAACUAAAGGGCUACUGAGCCCAUGUCACUUCACUGAGAUGAAGUGGCCUGGGGGACUUUAGGGGUCCUUUAAUCCUUCACAAAGUAAUGCAAAAAAUUAGUUAGCUUAAUUUGCCCCAUUUCCAUUUUUUCUCUGCUGGUAAAUUUGGCCUGUAUGGUAAUUUUAGUUGUUUUUUUUCCCUCUGUUUUAAGGAACAUUUUAGUGGAUAAACCCAAUGAUCAAUCUUCAAGAUGGUCUUCAGAAAGCAAUUAUCCCCCUCAGGUAAGUGGAUUUUUUUUUUCUUUUUUUUUUAACUGCAGACAUGAUUAGUGAUUACAUACUAGAUUUACUAAACCCUGCAUACCUAGAACGAAGUUGUCUUGUGCUGCUUUUGGUCAAGUAAUAUGUAAUACAUUGAUUUGCUUGGUCUUCUCUCACAGUACCUAAUUUUAAAGUUGGAAAGGCAAGCCAUCGUUCAAAGCAUUACAUUUGGAAAAUAUGAGAAGACGCAUGUCUGCAACUUGAAGAAGUUUAAAGUGUUUGGUGGAAUGAAUGAAGAAAACAUGACAGAACUUUUAUCUAGGUAACUAGGCUGGGGGUUUCCACAAUAUUUCUUAAAUAUAUGUUUAAAUACAGUAUUAAGUUAUAGUAAUUGGAUUUUCUCUACUGCAGUGUCUGUAAAUAUAUAUUUACAGGUUAAUUACCUAAAGAGGAAAUUGUUCAACUGAAUUUCACACGUUAGGCCAAAAUAGCCAAACUGGAAACAUUUUUUUUUCUACACUUUUAGUUUGACUAGUUUUUACUCAAGACACAAGAUUUUGUCUAAUUCCUAAAAAUGUGCAUGUUAUUGAAAGCCUAUGAUUUUCAUAUGAAGAAUGCUUAGAUACAUUAUGUAGGUGCAUGGUAAGGCCAAGUUAAAGGAUCACUAUAGGGUCAGGAACACAAACCUAUAUUCCCUAUCGUGUUAAAACCACCAUCUAGCCCCCCUGGACCCCUCAUGCCUCCAUAAAUAUAGAAAAAUCUUGCUGUAUUCAAGCCUGAAGCUGUAGAUCUGCAUGCUGUUUGCCUCAGAAAAACAAGUUGUCUGACAUCAUCAGAAGUGGUGGCCUGAUCCAAUCACAAUGUUUCCCCGUAGGAUUGGCUAAGACUGACAAGGAGGGAGAUCAGGGGCAGAGCCAGCAUGAUUCAAACACAGCCCUGGCCAAUCAGCAUCUCCUCAUAGUGAUGAAUUGAAUCAAUGAAUCUCUAUGAGGAAAGUUCAGUGUCUGCAUGCAGAGGGUGAAGAUACUGAAUGUUUAGAUGCAUUUUAGGCAGCCAUAACCCAGGAAGGAUCUCUAACAGCUAUCUGAGGAGUGACCAGUGAAGUUAUCACUAGGCUGUAAUGUAAACACUGUAUUUUCUCUGAAAAGACAGUGUUUACAGCAAAAAGCCUGAAGGUAAUGAUUCUACUCACCAGAACAAAUUCAAUAAGCUGUAGUUGUUCUGGUGACUAUAGUGUCCCUUUAAACUGCAUGAAUCAGAUAAAUUUUCCAGUAUUCGAUGUACACAGCAUCUGGUGUCAGCAUACUUUGCAUGUUGAUGCUGGAUAUAACAUAUAUUCAUUAACUGAAUCUAUUUAAGUCAAUAAUUGACAGCCACAAAUCGGAGUGGAAAGUGUAAAAUGCAAACGGCGCCAUUUCUCAGAAAUAAAUAUUUUCCAUUUGCAAGUCCUCAAAGGCAGCAUCUGUGUCCCAAAAUUACUUCAUUAAGAAAGUGAUUUUGGUGCGUAAACUGUCCCUUUAAGCAAUCAUCUCUUGAAAAAAGCCAUUAGAAUAUGUGAAAAAUUUUGUGUAAACUCUUAAUGCAUUGUGAAAUUGAGAUAAUGAGGAAAACAGUGGGAUGUUUCUGUUCUUGUCUUUAGAUACAAGGUGCAUUUUUUGUUGUGUAGAUGAAUAUUAUUUUCUGUGUCUUUACAGUGGUUUAAAGAAUGAUUACAACAAAGAAACAUUCACCUUGAAGCAUAAAAUUGACGAGCAGAUGUUUCCUUGUCGAUUUAUUAAAAUAGGUAAGUUUACCUUUUUGCUGCAUAUCUCUAUUUUAAACUGUAGUCCACAACUGUAGUGUAAAAUGUUAUACUUCAAUAUCACUUUUGUGCAAUUUGCUAGAUACUUAAUUUUGAAAUUUGUCCAGCAAUUAGAUUUGAGGUAAGAUGUUUUUGUUUCACAUGUCAGUUCCUGAACAAGUAAUGUGGAAUGCACACACUAAAAGAGAGUAAUACUAUCAGGGUGCUCCAAGAGGGGAAGGCAAACCCCAAGGACAAAAAGCCCAGGCACUCCCAGAGGCUUCCUUAAAGAGGAAGACUUUAAUCAGAAACCGUGCAUCACAACGUUUUGGCUCUCAAAUAAGCAUUUGUCAAAUGCCAGUUCUGUCUUCCUGUCAGACUAGUUUUAUUUCUGAGUACUUCACUGAUUUACAUUAACCUCCACAGUUCUAUACAUGACCUUCUGUCCAAUAGCCCAGGCAAUUCUUCAGACUGCUACACAUACCUAACUACUUCCGACUUCCUGCAUCACAAAUUUGUGAGACAUCCUGGCACUCCAGUUCACUCACUUGGAAAGAAACGUACUUCAUGAACACUGUCUUUCCCAACCCCAAGGUCAUAUUUAGUACAUUUAACGCACAAUUUUAGCUUAUUACAUUAUAUAGGGUGAGGUAGAGGCAAAGAAGGCCUACAAAAUUCAGAGUAUAAACAAAGAAAACUAGACCUGUGCUGCAGAUACUCCUCUAAAGUACCAACAGUGUAUAAACAACCAAAAAACAAACAAGAGUCCUGCGCAUCCAGCAUAGGUGUGCACCAGGUGCUUUAACGUUUGCUGCUUUCUUUGUCCUCAAAUAAAUGGUGGUAGCACCUGGGUGUGCACACCUAUACUGGAUGCAUAGGACUCUUGUUUGUUUUUUGGUUAGCUUAUUACAAGUUCUUCACUUAUUCUCCAUUGUCUCCCCUCCAUCUGGUAACUUGUUCUUCCAUGCACCCUAUCAUAGUGUUUUCUGGAAAUCAUUAUUGGUUAUGUCCUCUUUCUCCUCAAAGCCAGCCAAUUUACAGAUUGUGCCACUUUUGUGUUCAAGGAACACUAUAGUGUCGGGAACACAAACAUGUAUUCCUGAUGCUGUAGUGCCUGUUGUUUAGCUGACCAGCCACACUCCGAUCUCGCUGAAAAGGUGAUUUUACUGACCUUUUCCCCCAAUGCCGCACUGGUUUCAUCACAGCUGGUUCAGCCUCCAUGACUGACUUCAUCAAUCUUGAUGAUCUCCGCCAAUCCAUUGCUUUCCCAUAGGAAAGCAUUUGGAGGUUAUUGCUCAUGAGCAGCAAAAUGCUGUGCCACGCCAAUGAGAAAAUCCUCAUAAAGAUGCAAUGAAUCAAUUCAUCUCUAUGGGGAGCAUUCUGUGCUUGUAUGCAGAGCAUGGAGAUGGUGAACGACUGUGCAGCACUGACAGAGGAAGCACCUCAAGUGGCUUUAUGAAAGACUGCCACGAGAGGUGUUACUAGGCACCUCUUUACAUGUUAAUACUACCUUUUUUUUUUUUGAAAAGCCUACCAGGGACAUGCUUUAGACACCAAAACCACUACAUUAAGCUGUAGAUGUUCUGGUGACUGACUAUAGUGUGAAUUUAAAAUAUACAGUUUGCAUUUGGCAUAUUCGAAUACAAAAUACAGCUGAAAACCUCUUAACCACAGUAACCCACAUAUCCUUAGUGUCCAUAUUACACCUUAACAAUAAUUUUUCUUCUGUUUCUUCCUUAAGUGUUUUUUUUUUUUUUUACAUUGAUUUUCUCCUCUUACAGAGCACUCUACAACUUCAAAUCUCAUAUUCUCUAAACAAGUACUAACCACUAUCUUGUCUUCUACUCUUCCCAUUUGCCUGAAUUUGUCAUCUAUGAAAUAUUUCUUUUAUCUAUUGAAAAGUCUUGCAGAUCAAUUUUAAAUAGGAUAUGUAACUAGAAACAGAAAAAUUGUUAAAAAUUGUUUAAAAGAAAAACUUGAGUAUUGCUAAUAGGAGUUGGUACAAGAGUGUGAGUGGAAGGAAGACUGUUCUCAUUUAGUACAAAAAACUAGUGCUAAUAAAACUUUUAAUAGAUUAUAAAAUGUAUAUAAAUCAACAAACCCCAAAAAACAUAAAAAAAUAAAAUAAAAUAAAAAAAAUAUAUAUAUAUAUAUAUAUAUAUAUAUAUAUAUAUAUAUAUAUAUAUAUAUAUAUAUAUAUAUAUAUAUAUAUAUAUAUAAUAAAAAAAAUUGACUAUCUACUAAAUAGAUAUUAAUAGGUUAUGAUGAUAGGGAGUAUGCUAAACCUAUAGAGAAUAGUCAUAUCUCAAUUACUAUCAACUCUAAUCUUGUGGAAGUUAGAUAUCCCCUAGAUUUGAAAUGUCUUAAAGGGACACUGUAGGCACCCAGACCAUUUCAGAUCAUUGAAGUGGUCUAGGUGCAAUGUCCCUUAAACCUACAGUGGUAAUUAUUGCGGUUUCUUAUAAACUGCGAUAAUUGCUUCUGAGGAUUAACUCCUCCUCUAGUUGUUGUCUACCAGACAGCCACUAGAGGGACUUCCGGAAUUGAAACAGACCUUUAGUCCCUUAUCUGACUAAAGUGUCAGAUUUUCCCCAUAGGAACGCACUGAAUAAUGCUUUCUUAUGGGGAAAUCCUAAUGCGCGGCCAUUGCCGGACAUGCGCAUUAGGUCUCUCUCAUCAGCUGAAGUAUGCGGGGGAGGAGCAUGGGUGGAGCCUGCCCAGUGCCGAGGGACAUCGGCGCUGGAUUCAGGUAAGUGACUGAAGGCGGCUUUGUUUUCCUGGCACUAUACAAUUUUAAAUCCAUACAGGCCAAUAGUAAAAAAAAAAAAAAACUCCUCCUCCUUGUUGGAUAAUCAAAUAUCUCAUUGCUCAGACAAUAAGCUCACUCAGCUAAUGGGUCAAAUGCCAGCAACAGUUCACUAGAAAUAUAUAUAUAUAUAUAUAUAUAUAUACACACACACACACACACACGUGAAUCUUCACUAAAUGCAGAUGUAAAUCUCUAGAAUAUGUACCAUGAUGCAGAAGUAGUGAGAGCUAAUAUUGUUGCUGUGUUAAAGGGAAUCUUGUUGGCAAUGGGGUAUGAGUAACCGUGCAACCCACAACUAAUCUUGGGUGUGAGAUGUGACUAUUCCCCAUAGGUUUAGUUUUCCGCUUGCUAUCAUUCUGGCCACUAUUUAGAUAGUCAAUUUUGUUGUGGAUUUUGUUAUAUAUUUCCAUUUUUUUUUUUUUAAAUAAAUUUUGUUGAUGUACCAGUAUAUACAUUUUAUCUAUUAAAAUCCGAUUUUUUUAUUAGCGCUAGCUGCUUGUACUAAAGGAGUACAGUCUUCCACUCACGCCCUUGUACCAACUCCUGUCUUUUUUUUUUUUGGUCUUGUUAUAGUUUAUCCACAAGUGGUUACCCACCACGCAGGAGUAUUAGUGUGAUACAAUUACAAUUGUGUGUGUGUGUGUGUGUGUACAUAUACCCAUUGUACAGCGCUAUGGAAUUUGACGCUAUAUUAAUAAUAAUAUAUAGAUCUAAAUGAUAUAAAUAGUCCAGGAAUGCAUUUUUUUGCAUAUGUAAAUUUAGACUGAGGAAUACUUGCAGACUCCAUCUAACUAAAUGCCGGCAGUUAGUCUCUUUGGUGUGUGUUUGUUUUUAGAUAUGUAACUUUCUUGUCUUAUUAAAUAUGUACUUGUUCACGCAGUGCCCUUCUGUAGUAAUAAAGAGAAAUCACUGAAUAAUAUAAUUCAUUCCUAACUAAAAGAUCCCUUGUGUUGAUGACAACAAGUUUAUUGGUUUCAAGUAAUGCAUUUUGUUAACUUUAUUUAAAGGUUAUUGUAGCAUAAAAAUGUUGUCCUCUUUGUUAUUACCUAUUUAUAUCAAGGUUUGACAUCUGUAGUUUUGCAGCAUUAUUUCCCUCUUGUCAGUGACAGCCUGUCUAUGGAAUCUGCAGUGGUGUAAACCACUCCAGAGCCCCCUUUGAUUUGUCUAACACUCACACCAAGAUGACAAGAUGCAAAUUAUUGCAUCCUGCCAGUUGGGGAUACAAAAUGAAGUCCCAUCCAUCCACAACACGAGUUGGAAUGCGACAUAGUUGUGCAAGGAACCAAUAAAGCUGUCUGCCAAAGGAUAAUGCAUAGAUGGAUAAUGUCUUUCCAUCCUAUGGACUUGGUUGAUGUCUUACUAGCAUGUGACAUCCAAGAAUAUAAAUUCUCAAUUCCACAUCAUUUUUCUUUAUUGCUAUGGAUUAGUUCUAAAACCACAGUUUAGGUGAUCAUCUUCCCUUAUCUCUGGUUAGAAAGGUGAUUUACUCAACUUUUUCCAGCACCACGCGGAGCUCCUCCCAUCUUACCCAGCCCCAGAUACACAACCUUGGCUGAAAUUAUUAUGACAUUAUCCCACAGAGGGGGUGGGACAGAUCCGAAUGCCGUCCUGGCCAAUCAGCAUUUCCUCAUAUAGAUGCAUUAAAUCAAUGCAACUCUAUGGGGAAAGUUCAGUGUCUCCAUGGAAAGUGUAGAGAUGCUGAACGUUUGUGCUGCACACUGUGCAGCAGUGACCCAGGAAGCACCUCUGAUGGCUGUCUGAGGAGUGUAAACACUGCAUUUUCUCUGAAAAGGCAGUACAGAUGCUCCUUAUUUACUGACUGUUCUGUUCUUACGACCCGGUUGUAAAAUUAAUUGGUUGGUAAAUGAGGCGCAUGCGCACUAGUGGAGGUUUGUUUGGGAUAAAUUCCCCGAACAUAGACCAGCACUCUAACGUGGGGAAGCCCAUAAAUCCCCACGCUAGAGAGCUGGUCGUAACUGUGAGCCGUCGUAAAACAGGUAGGUCGCAAAGUGAGGACCAUCUGUAUUUACAUUAAAAAGCCUGCAGGGAUAGGCUAUACUCACCAGAACUACUACAUUAAGCUGUAGUUGUUCUGGUGACUAUAGUGCCCCUUUAAGUCCUGCAGAAUGUAGAGCUGUUCAGCCAAAUGUUGGGUAAAUGGUAAUAGAAAGUGUUUUUUCCUCUUUUUGUCAUAUAUUUGUCUAGGCAUUUAGAAAAUCCUUCAUUUACUUUUUGCUUUACUUCCACGGCAGAUUAAAGUUUCAAUGCUUGCAUUCUCUCUCUCUCUCUCAUUCUAGUUCCUCUCUUGUCCUGGGGACCAAGCUUUAACUUUAGCAUUUGGUAUGUUGAAAUCAAUGGUAUUGAUGAACCAGAUGUGGUACAGCCGUGUCUCCAUUGGUACAGCAAGGUAGGACUGCUUUUAACUGUUCUUCUGCUUGUUAUUGCAGUGAACUGUUUCACAAAUCAAGAGUUUAAAUGUGCUGUUACAGAUGAUGGCACAAAUUUGUAUUCACUAAAUAGUGUUGUGACUGACAACUGAAUUUGCUAAUUUAAAGGGUUACUCCAGCCACCAUGACCACUUCUACUUUUAGAAGUAGUCAUUGUGGUAGCAGUCUGUAUGUGCAGUGUUUCUGCUUGAAACCCUGCAAUGCAGAUCUAUAUAUUUGCAGUGUGCUGGGGGCUAGUUAUGAGAGGCUUCUUUGAGAAGCAUUUGAUUGUACUCUCUCUGAGAGGCUAUGACGUUGGAUGGAACGUAAAAGGCAACGAAGGCACUUUGCUCGGGACUUGAUUAUAGGUAAAUUUUUGCAAGAUUGACUUCAGAAUCUUUAUGAAAUACUUAUUUACUGUAUUGGAAUUUCACUGAAAUUGGCUUUACCUAUAGACAUCCAUGACAUGUGCUCCUGGUGCUGAUGUGGACUAAUGGGGGAAGAUGGCAGCCCCUGCAUAGGUCAGGUUGAGGAAAGUAAAACUUGCCUUUGCCUGCAGCUGCUGGCUUUUCAAUGUAAAUACUGCCUUUUCAGCUAAAAGGCAGUGUUUACCUUGCUGCCUGGUAACACUUCUAGGCGAAGUCACUCAGCCAGUAGAGGUGCUGCACAGUGUGUAGCACCUAUUUUCAGCAUCUCAACACCAUGCAUUCAGACUCUGAACAUUCCUCCUAGAGAUGCAUUGAUUCAGGGCAUCUCUAUGAGGAGAUACUGAUUGACACAGUGUUUUGCCAUGCAUGUGCAGUAGCCUUCAAAUGCUUUCCUCUGGGAAUGCAUUGGCUGAUAUAAUAAAGAUUGAUUAGCGGGGCCAGCUGUACUAAGACCGGUGUGGGAGAAAAGGUGAGUAAAAUCACCUUUUCAAUGCAAUCUUUGGAGGGCUGGUCAUCUAAACAGUUUAACACUAUAGUGUUAGGAAUAAAUGUUUGUAUUCCUGACACUAUAGUGUACUUUAAAUGUGUCUUUUUAGUAUCUUCCAAUUACUGCACAUAAUUAUGGAGUGGUCCUAAAAGUGAAAUACUGAUUGGAAGGAUAUGAUCUGUAUGUUAUUAUUCCCAUUAUUGUGAAGACUCUUCCCAUUCCCAUUUAUUCAGUUUAAUUUGCAUUGACAAAUUUCCACUAUAAAAACCGUACACUUAUAUUUUGUCUGAUUUGCUGUGAGAUCUAGAUCUUGCUGUGCCUUGGUGCAAAAACUCCAUCCUAAACUAUAAUCUUCCUCGAUAAAGUGCAUUCACAAUACUUAAUUUUUUUCCCCUCCAAUCAGUGGUCCUUUAUUUGUGCAGUUUUUAUUUUUUUACAAAGAAAAAGUUGACAUUUCAGUCUGGACUUUAUUUCAGUAUAAACUGCACAGUCAACUUUUUGUUUGUUCAAAACAAAAAAAAAACUGUACUUAUUAAUUAUCUGCAUAUGUCUUUAUUCUUGAUCUUAUUUUUGACCAUUUAGCUAUACGCCUUGUGCUACAGUUUGUUAGAUUUGGACUUAUCAUGAACAUAUCAAUUUUUUGAGCUAUUAGAAAAUAUCCUAAUUUAUCUCCUCUUUAAAACUGGCACUUUUUUGUUUCAACAAAUUUUACAUUUUAUGGCCGUUACUGUUUAUCAAAUUUUACUCAUUCUUAACCUUGUGUUCCAGUAGUACCGUGAACAGGAAGCUAUUCGCCUAUGCCUAAAACAUUUCCGACAGCACAACUACACAGAAGCAUUUGAAUCCUUACAGAAGAAAACCAAAAUUGCCUUGGAGCACCCAAUGUUAACAGAGCUUCAUGACAAGCUCGUACUAAAAGGGGACUUUGAUGGUAGUGAGGAGUUGAUUGAAAAGGCAGUGAAUGGUAGGACCGAUCUUAUUAAAAAUAUUUCAUUGGUCUGAUAAUCAUUGAGCUGUAAAUUUGUGCUGCAUCAAAUGUUUUGUGACUGCGUUGAGUAAAAAAAAAAAUUUAAAAAUUUUGAAUGGAAACUGUCCAAAAAUAGUCUAGUUAUAAUUAUUUUAUUUCUACCUUUUUAUAAAUAGUUAUAUUAUUUUUAUUGAGGAUUAAUGCAAUAUGAUUCCCUGAAGCAAUCUUCUUGCUUUCUUUGUAGAAUUUGGAAACCAGUAUCAUGAAGUGAUAGUUAAGCAAGCCAUGUUUGCUUAAAGGAAAACAAAGUUGUUUUCUUGGCCCUAAAGCUCCCUGUGGUGCAAAAACUGUUAUAAAUCCCUUCUGGGACUUAAAGGAUCACUACAUCAAACAUGUAUUGCUGACCCUAUCAUGUUAAAACCACCAUCUAGCCCCCCUGGGCCCCUCAUGCCUCCAUACAUAUAGCAAAAUCUUACUGUAUUCAAGCUUGAAGCUGUAGCUCUGCAUGCUGUGUGCCUCAGAAAAACAAGCUGUCUGCUGACAUCAUCAGAAGUGGUGGCCUGAUCCAAUCAUAAUGCUUCCCCAUAGGAUUGGCUGAGACUGACAAGGAGGCAGAUCAGGGGCAGAGCCAGCAUGAUUCAAACACAACCCUGGCCAAUCAGCAUCUCCUCAUAGUGAUGAAUUGAAUCAAUGAAUCUCUAUGAGGAAAGUUCAGUGUCUGCAUGCAGAGGGAGGAGAUACUGAAUGUUUAGAUGCAUUUUAGGCAGCCAUAACCCAGGAAGGAUCUCUGACAGCUAUCUGAGGAGUGGCCAGUGAAGUUAAUACUAGGCUGUAAUGUAAACACUGCAUUUUCUCUGAAAAGACAGGUGUUUACAGCAAAAAGCCUGAAGGUAAUGAUUCUACUAACCAGAACAAAUUCAAUAAGUCGUAGUUGUUCUGGUGACUGUAGUGUCCCUUUAACUAAUUCCAGCGCCGAUGUCUCUUGACACUGGUUCAGGCUCCACCUCUGCUCCUAAUGCACAUGUAUAAUGCUUUCCUAUGAAGUUUUUACAUGACUCUGGUCUAAGUGCUUAUAGUGUACCUUUGACCCUUUCUCCCUGAUGUCUGUGCAACUCUCUGACAUGCCACUAAAGCAGUUCUACGUCUUCUGACUUCAGAUUAAUUUAAUCUCAAGUGCUUAUGUAAAACUAGUAUUGUGCAAUGCCCAUUAGGAAUUCGUGGGAACACUGUCAAUAUAGCCCUGAUAUUUUCGGUAAUAGUGUUCGAAAAAUAAAAUAUAUAUUGUUCCUGUUCUAAAUGCUACAGAGUUUGAUUCACUUUCCAUUAAAACAAAAUAUGUUAAAUGAAUAACCUAUAUAUUUCAUGUAGAAACCUUUUAUAAUUUACUGUGGUUCUUGGCAGAAAAGGGAAAGUUAAAUGAGCAUGUUUUAGAAAAUGAACAUCCCUAUGAUUAAAGGGACACUAUAGUCACCUGAACAACUUUAGCUUAAUGAAGCAGUUUUGGUGUAUAGAACAUGCCCCUGCAGCCUCACUGCUCAAUCCUCUGCCAUUUAGGAGUUAAAUCCCUUAGUUUAUGAACCCUAGUCACACCUCUUGCACAGCCUUCCAUAAACAAUUAUUUAAGGUAAAUUACAUCUGUUUGAAAGUGAAACAAGUCUUUUUUUUUUUUUCAUGUAGGCUGUGUCAAUCAUAGCCAGGGGAGGUGUGGCUAGGGCUGCAUAAACAGAAACAAAGUGAUUUAACUCCUAAAUGACAGUGAAAUUGCAGGGGAAUAAGCUAUACACUAAAACUGCUUUAUUUAGCUAAAGUAAUUUAGGUGACUAUAGUGUUCCUUUAAUAUUAAUUUUACAAAUCUGUUCAAGAACAAUGCUUCCAAUUUCUUUCUGUGGUGAUGAUGGAGGUGUUUAAAUGGAUACUUUACAGCUUACUUGUAAUUGUUUAGCAUUCAAGUAAAAAGUAGAUGGGUGAAAAAAAACUGAUUAAAAAGAUAUACUUUUAGAUAGUAUGUUUUAUCUGAAUUGUGCCAAAUAUUUGUGUCUUGUAUCAGAAGUAGGAUUCGUAUAACUAUAACAGAUAAGGACCAGCGCUUUUUACAUAAAAGAAGUAUUAAAAACCAAUACAAUGGGUAACAGAUAUAUUCAGAUUAGCUGCUAAACAUUCAUAUGGUGCUUCCAACACCUCAAGUAAUAAAAUAAUCAAAAAACAGAAAAAUGUAGCGCUUGUGAAGCUCAAUAUUUACUUGUAUUAUAGUCUCUGAGGAAUAUGUUCGGUAUUGGUAACCAAGUGCCUAAAACAGAAAGUAAUCGUAUAUAGUGCAGAUGGUAUAUUAUGAAAAGAUCUCUUUAUAGAAAUAUAAGAUUAAACUCACAAACAAAGAGCUGUAAACUCAGCUCUAGUUGGUAUCACUUUCUAGUUGGUAUUGGCUUUAUUUUAAAAUAAAAGGGCAUAGAUAUGCCUGAAAUCUAUUAAUAAAACAAAUAACAUCAAUAUGUUAAAGUGUAGAAAACCAAAACACGUUUCGCCACUAUCCUGUGGCUUUUUCAACUGGAUAUAUUAAUAUAUGUAUUAAUAUAUCCAGUUGAAAAAGCCACAGGAUAGUGGCGAAACGCCACUGUGGCUUUUUCAACUGGAUAUAUUAAUAUAUGUAUUAAUAUAUCCAGUUGAAAAAGCCACAGGAUAGUGGCGAAACGCGUUUUGGUUUUCUACACUUUAACAUAUUGAUGUUAUUUGUUUUAUUAAUAGAUUUCAGUCAUAUCUAUGCCCUUUUAUUUUAAAAUAAAGCCAAUUUUAAUAUUAUUUGAAUUUCUGGAGUUACCUAACUUACCUGCCCCUGCCUUUGCUUGAUGGGAGUGCAGUCCCACACUGCACAAUACGUGAAAAUUGAGUCAUAAUAUCUGACUCCAGGCUUGUAAGUACCCACUUGGGAUUUUAUAUUUUACAAAAGAAUCGAAAUUGUGCUGCGCAAUCGUCCGUGUUUUUGCCCUCUUCUUAGGAUUAAAACUACAAUAUGGGGAACUAACCAAAGAAGAGGAAAAACCACCCAUACGGACCCAGCAGAAAUAACUUUGAUAAGGGGAGGAUCGCCUAAACGGAUCCAAAAGUGAUACCAACUAGAGCUGAGUUUACAGCUCUUUGUUUGUGAGUUUAAUCUUAUAUUUCUAUAAAGAGAUCUUUUCAUAAUAUACCAUCUGCACUAUAUACGAUUACUUUCUGUUUUAGGCACUUGGUUACCAAUACCGAACAUAUUCCUCAGAGACUAUAAUACAAGUAAAUAUUGAGCUUCACAAGCGCUACAUUUUUCUGUUUUUUGUAUCAGAAGUACAAUCCUAUUUCAGUCCUGUUUGUGGAAAGUUUAACAUUUUGUUAUAUUAAACAGAUACUAUAAGCAUCAAAGCAACUUUAGUUUAAUAAAGCAGUUUGUGUGUAUAAAUCAUGCCCCUGAAGUCUCACUUCAUGGAAGGGCAUUGAACAGUGAGACAGCAGGUGCAUGAUCUAUACAACAAAACUGCUUCCCUUUAAAGGGACUCUAUAGGCACCCAGACUACUUCAGCUAAUUGAAGUGGUCAGGUUACAGUGUCCUUAUUGCCGUUAGUGCUGCAAUGUUAAACAUUACAGUUUCAGAGAAACUGCAAUAUUUACAAUGCAGCAGGAAGUCUGCCUCCAGUGGCUGUCCCCCAGACAGCAACUGGAGGAACUUCCUGCAUCCAAAUGGAACUUUGGACCAUUAUCUGAUGCUGGACGUCCUCAAGCUCUGCAUGAGGACAUCAAGUGUGAGAUUUUUUUUCUCCAUAGGAAAGCAUUAAAUAAACGCGUGCUCUGUAUUUGCCACGUGUGCACACUAGCGCCCGCUCAUCGUGAGACGUCUGAGGCAAAACCAUGACCCAGCGCCAAGGUACGUCGGCGGUGGGGUAAGGUAAAUAAAGAGUUUACUUUACCCCCACCCUUUAUUGGCCACUGCUUUGGGUGCGAGGGAGGGGCAGAAGGAGCUUUGCGGCAGAAGGAGCUUUGUAUUUCUGGCACUGAGAUCAGAGUGGCAAGCCAGUUGUAUAAAAACAUGAGAUUGGUAAUAAUAUUUAUUUUCAUGUAUUUUUUUUUUUUACCUGUUAAAAAUAAUGCUAGGUGUCUUUCGCCAUAUAUUUUUUUUGCUCAGUAUAAAUCCAUCCUUGUAUUUGUGGGAUCAAUAUAUAACCCCCCCUCCCCCCCCCUAUUUAUAUUUUAUUUUUUUGCAGUGUCUUUUACUGUAUUUUGUGCACAUCUAUGUACUGGUAGCAUUUGAUAACAAUGUUUUCUCUCUUAUGUACCCAUUCAGAUGGUCUCUUCAGCCAGUACAUCAGUCAGCAGGAAUAUAAACCACAGUGGAACCAGAUAAUCCCCAAAUGCACUAAAGGUAACAAUUGCUGAUGUACUUGUUCUUUAAAAAAAUAACAAGAAAAAAAACUCUUCCAUUUUCUUUUUCUAAAAGGGACUGUAUAGGAAACAAAACAGCUCUAGCCUAAAGGGACACUCCAGGCAUCCAGACCACUUCUGCCUAUUGGAUUGGUCUGGGUGCCAACUUCCACUACCCUUAACCCUGCAAGUGUAAUUAUUGCAGUUUUUAUAAACUGCAAUAAUUACCUUGCAGGGUUAAGUCCUCCUCUAGUGGAUGUCUAUCAGAGAGCCACUAAAGGGACUUCCGUGUUCUUAAAACACGAAAAGUGUUUUAAGUGACGCUGGAUGUCCUCAUGCUAUGUGAGGACCUUCAGCGUCACCGAAAUCACCAUAGAAAAGCAUUGCUUAUUGCGCAUUAGGUCUCCCCCCAACGGGUAAGUCACUGAAGGAGUUUUAACCCCUUCAGCUACUUGGGAUGGAGAGUGGGAGGGAGGGGGGCACCACAUAGUCCUGCAGUGCCAGGAAUACUAAUGUUUUCCUUGCACUGGAGAGUCCCUUUAAUGAAGCAGUUUUGGUGUAGAGAUCAUGCCUCUGCAAUCUCACUGCUCUGUUCUCUGCCAUUUAGGAGUUAAAUCCCUUUGUUUAUGCACCCUAAUCACACAUCCCUGCAUGUUACUUACACAGCCUUCCUAACACUUCCUGUAAUGAGUCAACUGUUUACACUUCCAUUAUUGUAAAUUUUGUUUAAUUUAAAAUGUCUUAUCCCCUGCACUGCUAAAAACGUGCUAGACCCUGCAGGAGCCUCCUUCGGGUGAUUAAAGUUCAAUUUAGAGAGCAGGAGAUUAAAAAAAAAAAAAAAAACAACUUUUAAAGUAAGUUGCAUCUGAUUGAAAGUGAAUUUUUUUUUUCCAUGCAGGCUGUCUGUCACAGUUAGGGGAGUAGUGGCUAGGAUUGAAUGGACAAACAAAAGUAAUCAACUCCUAAAUGGCAGAGAUUUGAGCAGUGAGACUUCAGAGGCAUAAUCUACACUGAACAAAAUUGUGAACGCAACACUUGUUUUUGCCCCCAUUUUUCAUGAGUUGAACUUAAAGAUCUAAGACUUAUUCUAUGUACACAAAAGGCCUAUUUCUCUGAAAUAUUGUUCACAAAUCUUUCUAAAUCUAUGUUGGUGAACACUUGCCGAGAUAAUCCACCCACCUCACAGGUGUGGCAUAUGAAGAUGCUAAUUAGACAGAAAGAUUAUUGUAAAUGUGUGCCUUAGGCUGGCCACAAUAAAAGGCCACUCUAAAAUGUAUUGAGGGCUUCGGGGGGGUCCGAAAACCAGUCAGUAUCUGGUGUGAGUGGAUGAGUGGUGCAACAAUGGUCCUCAGGGUCUCGUCACGAUACCUCUGUGCAUUUAAAAUGCCAUCAAUAAAUUGCAGUUGUGUUCGUUGUCCAUAACAUACGCCUGCCCAUACCAUGCCACCAUUGGCCACUCGAUCCACCACUUUGACAUUAGCAAACCGCCACCCAAAUGACACCAUCUGCCCUGUACCGUGAAAACUGUGGAGAGGUGUUCUCUUCACAGAUGAAUCAAAGUGCCAGACGCCAUCGAACGUGAGCAUUUGCCCACUCAAGUCUGUUACGACAAUGAACUGCAGUCAGGUCGAGACCCCGAUGAGGAUGACUAGCAUGCAGAUAAGCUUUCCUGAGACGGUUUAUGACUGUUUGUGCAGAAAUUCUUUGGUUAUGCAAACAGAUUGUUGCAGCAGUUGUCUGGGUGACUGGUCUCAGAUGAUCUUGGAGGUGAAGAUGCUGGAUGUGGAUGUCCUGGGCUGGUGUGAUUACACGUGGUCUGCAGUUGUGAGGCUGGUUGGAUGUACUGCCAAAUUCUCUGAAACACCUUUGGAGACGGCUAUUGGUAGAGAAAUGAACGUUAAAUUCACGGGCAACAGCUCUGGUGGAUAUUCCUGCAGUCAGCAUGCCAAUUGCACGCUCCCUCAAACCUUGUGAAAUCUGUGGCAUUGUGCAGAGUGAUAAAACUGCACAUUUUAGAGUGGCCUUUUAUUGUGGCCAGCCUAAGGCAUACCUGUGCAAUAAUCAUGCUAUCUAAUCAGCAUCUUGAUAUGCCACAUCUGUAAGGUUAGAUGGAUUAUCUCUGCAAAGGAGAAGUGUUCACUAACACAGAUUUAGACAGAUUUGUGAACCCCAUUUGAGAGAAAUAGGCCUUUUGUGUACCUAGAAAAAGUCUGAGAUCUUUGAGUUCAGCUCAUGAAAAAUGGGGGCAAAAACAAGUGUUGCGUUUAUAAUUUUGUUCAGUGCAUAUACGUUCGUGCAAGGCUUUAACGUUUGUUGACCGCAUUAACCGUCAUGCAGUAUAGGUACGAGCAGGGGUUAAAUCUCUCCUGGUACCAAGGAACUCCAGGUAUCUUUCGAUGCCUGAGGGUCUCCUCUCUCAGUUGGGUCCACAGUGAGUGGGACUAGGGGGUAGGAUCAGAGGGUAGAAAUAGGGACAAUAUUAAGGGCUGGGUUAGGAGAAAAAGUAUAUAGUCGGUAUUGUUGUACUCAAAAGCGAUACCAAAAUGUGUGGGUGGUGGAAAAAACAACUAAUUUGACUAAGGUUUGUGAUAAAAAUGGGUAAAUGAAAAGUGUCAAAAUGCUCUUGAUUACAUGGCAUGGGGAAUGUACUUUCUGCAAAUAUAUAUAACUUUGUAUCGACUUUGGAUUCUGUGACUACUAAUAAAGUUGUAAUCUCAGCUUGCCACCUUGCAGUAUUUGUAUUCAUAACUUCUAAAAACUAAUUGAAAUCCUAGACAUAUUGGACAUUUUAACAAUCAGAGCUAAUUGGUCAAUCUGUUUUGAGUUUUUCUUUAUAUAUCGUAUAUGUAUGUGCAGUUAAGCAGAAAGGUGGAAGUUGUAGUUAAACACAUAACAGAAGUGCCAUAAAAGCUUGGUUACAAACACGUUGCAUCUCAAAAAAGGCUGUCUUUAAGGGGUUAAGUUGAUCUACUUACUUUUUUUGUAUCCUCCUUUAGGUGAUGGAGAAGAUAGUAGGCCAGGAAUGAGAGGUGGACAUCAGAUGGUCAUUGAUGUGCAAUCUGGUAGAUAUGUUAUUUUACUACCUCUAACAUGUUAAAGCUUUUCAGCUGAAUUUAUUUGUAGGCUGCUAUUAUCAGUUUGUGUUGAAUUAAGGUCUUGACUUAAUGCUUUCCCAAUGAUUCAAUAUUGUUGAAAAAACUAAUCAUAAAUCUACAAAAAUUCCCAUAGACUUUAAAGUCUGACUGAUGAAAUGUUACUGAAAUUCCAACACAAUUGAAAGAUACCAUGUGGUGAAUGUGAGGUAGGCAAAAGUUGAUGAAUCGUUGCAGAUGUGCAUGCUAUAACCAGGAUGCUUACACCCAAUGUUGUUUUCAGCACCUGGACUGGGUGGUCAUAGAUUUGGAGCGCAGAUACCCAGAAAUUAUUCUACAUACAGACUCCUAUUAUGCCAAGACCCGCAAACUUGACAUCUUUGGUGAUGGCCACGGGUACAGGGAUCUUGCGUGGUCCUCUAAAGACUGCAUUUGUGAGAAUACAUCACUGAUGUGGCUCCUGUGAAGGGGAUGCUCAGAGAAAAGAUGGUAACAGCUGUGAGUGGCAACUUCAGAUAAGUCUGCAUUCCAAAUCUGUGACUACACAGCCAGGUCCUGGAAGCAGCAUUUGGUGUAAGUAUGUGCUGUAUUCAGUGUACAUUUACCCAGCAUAGCGAUAUUGCUAAUGCUCCAUAUUUGAAUUGCAUCUAACAGCAUACUAUUAUUUAGUUACCAUUUAAUACAAAUCUAUUUACGUUACCAAUUAUAGAAUGCAAAUCUGUACUCUUUUUGUUUUUGGUUAUGCUCAUGCUUAAUAGUUGCUUUCUAUUCAGUUUUUAUUUGGAAAAUACUGAAUAAAGUAUGUUAAUUAUUUUCUUUAAAAUAUAUCUGAUUUUGGGUCCUCUAUUUUGCUAGACAGUGUACUGUAUUAAAUUGUUCUCUAUACAUUUACAUUAAUGUCAAACAAACAAAGCAUUUGGCACUAUGGCUGCUGGUGUUUUGGCAGCUGUUCCAUCGGAUGUGCAUUCUGUGCCAGAUUUUGCUUUGCUCUGCUCCAGUGUGAAUGAAGCUGUUGUAGUGACCCGAGUUUCUGAGCUGUGAGAAUUUGUGUGCACAAAGGCCAUCUUAUUCGUUAGAAAACUAGAGGUUCUGAGUUCUACUGAAAGGCUACUGUUGAUAAACCCAAAUAACUCUAUUAUUGCAACAGUCUUAAGUUCUUUUGUUCUUUCUAUGUUUACAUGAUAACUGCUUUUUGUUUUUCUUCAUUUUUAUAUAUGCAUAAAAAUAAGAUGGAGAGGACCGUUGAUAUCAGUUAUGUUUUAGAACAAUUGUUUAUUAUUUGUAAUAGUUGCACGAAGAAAGAGUUGUGUUCUUACAUUUAGUUUUCCACUUUCUAAACAUUGCCAGAAUUUGUAAAGCCAACCUUUGUGGUCUAGUAGUCUUUGUAGUCAAGUGAAAUGCUACUGCACAUACUAGAGACUCAAAAAAAAAUCUGUUUAGUGUACAACUUGCUGAAGUGCUUUCUGUGUAUGGAAUGUCCCAUCUUAAUAGCAUUUUAUAAAAGUACCUAUUUCAAUGUGAAAUCAACCCUCCUAUAUUUCAGUUGGAGGGGAGGACUUAAAAACCUCCCCUGUGACAGAAGAUCUGCAGCUUUUUCAGGCUUGGAUUUAUUUUUAUUAUUUUUCGGAUAUACUUUUUAAAUUGACUCAACAGCAUUAUGGGAGCUGUAGUCCAAAACAUGUGGAGUGUGAAAGGUUGCUUACACCUGCUUUGAAAAAUAGGCUUCCAUGCUUACAGAGUUACUUACACUGGUUUCUAUGGUUUUUGGUUAAGCAUCGCUAACAUUUUAAAUAAAAUAGAUUUAAACAAAGAUCAUAUUAUUAUAUAUUUUUUUGCCAGUGUAUUCCAAGCAUCUUGAUAAAUUAGUAUACUUGAGGGUGUGCUUUGAAAACCUUGGUGGUUUAUCUGCUGUUGUACAAUUUGUAUUUAGUCAAGCAUAUCCAACUAAUAAUUACAACAACUGCAAUCAUAAAAUAAAUGUUGAUAAAUGAACUGCAGUAAUUGCAUAUUAAUCACUUUGUCUGCAUAUUCUUUACCACAAUACGUUGCUCAGGAAUGCAAUUCUGUUUUUAUUUUAGAAUUUUUUCAUAUAGCCAUCAUUUGAAGCAGACACUGGAGGUCCAGUAAGGUUAAUAGGGAAGAGUUGAUAGUUUAUACUGAUUGGUCUAAAAGGGACUUGAAAAAGAUUAGGGCAGAUAAGGUCAGGAAUUUGGUUGAGCAGUUAGAUGUCUCAAUAGGUGUAGGUUGUGAUGGGUAAGGUGGGAUGAGUUACUGUUGCGUCGUGGCAUGCAUAUAAAUACAUGAAUGUCAGUAGAUGGAGCUUAUUGUACCACAUUAACGCUAUCCAGUGCAUGUAGACUAGAGCAGGGGUCAGCAGCCUAUGGCACUCGAGGUGCCUUUGCACGGCACACAAGGCUGCCAGAGCCAAAGAGGCUAUGGCCUGUCAGGAGUUACAAUGGAACCUCGAAUAUCUGCUAAUUCCAAAGGACCAGUGAUUGCAGGUGGUAAGGGGCAAUCCUAAAUUUACACAUUGCAGCACUUAGAGGAAGUGAUCCCAAAAAUCGUCCAGCACUUGUGAGUAGGCAUACACGCUGGAGUAGAGCAGCCCACAGCAGCUAUCACGCUUCCUGCCCCUCACCUGUACUUGGCCAGCAUGGUACCCACUGGACCUUAGGAAAGCCACCCACACUGCUAGGUAUACAUAGAGUUGCAGAAUAAGCCUCUCCCUCAUACAAUUAAUACAAACAAUCAACACACGGUACUCACAAACACAACACCACUGACAAAGAUUUGGGAAUUGUUAUAUGCAAUAUCAAUUGGCAGUUGCUAAGGCCAGUAACGUAUUGUCAUGUAUAACUAGGAGCAUUCAUUCUCGGGAUGAAAAUAUAAUUUAAUCUUUUUAAAUCACUCAUAAGACCAAACAUUGAAUGUGCUGUGCAAUUUUAGGCACCUGUUCUAAAGAAGGAUAUUAUGGCACUAGAAAAAAUGCAGAGGCGGGCUGAAAAAUUGAUAAAAGGUAUGGAGCAUUUUAGUUACAAAGAAAGGUUAACAAAUGUAAAUCUCUUUAGUUUAGAAAAACAUUGCCUCAAAGAGGAUAUGCUGGCAUUAUACAUAUAUAUUCAGGGCCAAUACAAACCAUUUGCCAAAUACACAGUGGAUAUAGCACUCGUGCAGGAGCUGGUCGAAAAGCUGCCACUCAAAAGGUUCACUCCUUAAAAACCUUAUAAAUACAAUAAACAAUCACCCUUGAGUGUCCAAGUAAAAACACUUGUGAAACCACAUAUUUACCCAUCUUAAAUUAAUGGAUGUGAGAUGGGGCUCAAGCCCAUAAAAAGAAAGGCAGAGAAGGAGAGGAAUAUAAAUUACAAACAAUUAGUUAUACAAUAAUAUGCAAAUAUAAUAAUAAAAAAUGUACAUACAGCAAAGAUGAGUCCACAGCAAGCACUAAUGGUAUAAAGUGGUAAUUAAUACCUAUAAAGUGCUAAAAAUAGAUUAAAAGGAUGUUUACUUGUGAGGCUCGACGCGUUUCAUCCCGUGGUCGUCAGGACUUCUCAAGAGUCAGAAUGUUGUGAUGGGAGUUUUUCUCCAGAUCUUCUUAAAUAGCUGCCUCUUCGCACCCAAUUGGUGAAUAAACAGAUGCGCAUACGGACACCUUUCCUUCCGGGGAGUCGCACACAUCGAUGUACCACCCGACGCCAUGUUACGCGACCCCGGAAGAGUCCGUUGCGCAAACGUUUCACCAUAGAGUGCAAAACAACUUUAUUGGCAACCGCAACCCUGCCCCGAGACGGCAUAAGUUUUUGCAAAUGAAAAACAGCUGUUUGUGGCAGAAGUAUGUAACAGAGGAUGCCAUGUGUAUACAUGACCUUAGUAUACCACAAAUUAGGGAAAUGUAAGAAAACCGUUAUUUAAAAAAAAAAAAAAAAAAAGGUUAAUUGUCAAUUCUAUGAAAUUUAAAAGAAUAUUUUCCCUUAAAUUACGGUGUAUGUAAAAAUUUAUUUAUGGUACACCUCACAUUCUAAUAAAAGAAAGAAAAACUAUUAAUAAGUAUAACUGAAUCUGCAUAAAAUGCAAAAGUGGCAAAUAUAGCUGUUAUUUGUAUAUAUUCCUUUGCACUUGUUUCACUACUUUGUACAUAUUAAAAGUUAAGUUUAUUCAUUUGUCAUACUUUAGGGCUUUGAGCAAACCCUCUCUGUUUUCACUCACAUGUAACAAAUGACUAAUUUGUCCCUUUUCUUAACUCUGGCCCCUUUCCUUCAUUUUCAUCUGUAAAUACUGAACAAAAAUAUUAAUUGAGGCAGUCAGCUAGACCUUUAUCCUCUUCUACAUACCUUCCUUUUGUUUUUUUAUCUAACUAUUCCUGGUUUUCCUUUUCUCAUUUAUGUACCUAAGAAAAAAUACUUGCAAAGAAUACUUGCCAAAAACAUAAUAUACAGGGAUAUCAAUUUUAAUUAGUGAGGUAAUAGAUUCUUGAUGCAAGGAGAUAUCGACCUGUCAUUCUGGGGUCAAGAAGGAUUUUAUUUUUUGUUUCACAAUUGGAAGCACUUCAGACUGGGUUUGUUGCCUUCUUUUGGAACAGCAGCAAAAACAAAUGUGAGAGGGGCUGAACUUGAUGGGCACAUGUCUCUUUUUAGCUAUGUAACUAUGACAAUCCACAUACAUGCCCACAACCCCACAAGCAGCCUCUCACAUGCAAUGCCACAAGCAGCCCCACACAUAAACACCCCACCAAACACACAAUGUGACAUAUCACCCACACAAUUCCACAAUCAGCCACCAUACACAUUCAUAGGUAUUAUGCACAAUACCACAAACUACUUAUAAACAUAUAUAACAACCCAAAUAUGGAAAAAAGAAAACCCUACAAAGCAACUGCAGCACCUAUAUAUAAUGCAAGCACAAUACAGCAACAUAUACACCUCAAUUUAAAAAAAAAAAAAAAAAAAUAGAACCGGCAUGCCAAGCAACUUAAAGGUCUUGUUUUGGCACAGUACUACUAAAAGGUUGCUUAUCUCUGGAUUAGAGCAUAACAAACCUUCUGCGUAAGAAGUAAAAGUUAACACUUAAGUUAUAUACCUUUUGAAAGUACCUUGAUGUAGAUAUACUGCAUAUACAUGUAGUUGUGCCACAUGCACAGUUGGUUUCCAGUAUCAAGCAUCAGAUGUUUGCAAAACAUCUUAUACUAAACUUGCCUUCACCAUUAUUGGGGAAAGGUAGUUUAAAAAAAUAAAAAAUAAUAAUGUCUGAGAGUGAAAAAUUCUAAGAAUUAAUAAGUUAAAAUUAACAAAUUAAUGAAGUUAUAAUUGAUAGAUAUAUAUAUAUAUAUAUAUAUAUAUAUAUAUAUAUAUAUAUAUAUGUGUAUAUAUGUAUAAAGCGCUGUGAAAUUAGUUGUCGCUAUAUAAAUACCAAUAAUAUAUAUAUAUACACCGGUAUAUGUGUGUAUUUAUAUAAUAAAAGGACACUCUCAAUACUGCUAAAGUGUCCAUUAGUAGUUAAUUUUCAUCUUAGAUUAUAGACUGCAGUUUCUUCUGUGCCAUGGAGCUAAACCCAGAGAAACCAUUUGGGCAACUUUGUAUCAUUGCUAAAGCCACUAUUGUCUUCUAAAUUCUAUGUUUAUUACUACCCUACUGCACUUUUUUUUUUUUUUUUUUUUUUAAACCUGGAGGAGUUUGUGAAGAAUUCAAACACAGAGCAAGCAUUGUUGUGAAGUGUGAUAUAUUAUAGGGUGUUUUGCACAUCAUUUAAUGUUUGUUACUGGAAUUUAAGAGUGACAAGGAUAUCUAUAUUGGUUAGAAUGCGUUUGUUUUUUUUUUUGGUUGGGUUUGUUUUUUUUUUUUUUUUGUAUGAGUUAAUUUAUAGGUUAGAGGUAUUUUCCUAUAGGGGACUGCAACAUUCCCUCAGAUACUACUCUAUAACUUAGUAGUACACCCCCAUUUUUAGGUUAGUCUUUUUGUGCUCCAUCAUCCCCCAUUUUUGUCUAUUUUACCAGAUAUGCUCACCAAUACAGCAGUAAAAAAAAACAAAAACAAACUAUUGGUAUAAUUUAAAAUACAAAAAGAACACAAUAUGGCAAAUGCAAAAAAAAAAAUCAUACACCAUAGCUAUAGCAAGCUGCACAGCACAAGAGCAGAAACAGACCCCCAGAUGUUUCAGUAAUUAUUGAAGUUUUACUUAAUUCCUAACCAAAAUUCUAUUGAACAGUUCUUUGUGUAGUCAUACAUUGAUUUCCUUUUAUCCUUUUAAUUGUCUGUUAGAGACGGUGUAUUUAUUUGGUGGUUGGGAUGGAACUCAGGAUCUGGCUGACUUCUGGGCAUACAGUGUCCGUGACAAUCAGUGGGUCUGCAUAUCUAGAGAUACAGAGAAAGAGGUAAGUUUUCCAUUGAUUCUUUUACUAGAAACGCACAAAGGUAGAAGGUGGCAGCGAACUCUGGGAACCAUAACCACUUCAUUUACAUCAUGUGAUUUUGGUCCUCAGAAUGGUCAUUUAAUGCCCACAGAUUCAGAAAACAUACAUUUGUUCAGGAAGUUUGAAAAAAAAUAUUUGGAGAAACUGACUUGCACUUGGUAUUUAUUUACCUGUGGGUAGCUGAAGCAAUCUAGCACUUGUUUGGCAGAACUCUCCUUAGUUGGAAUUAACUGAAGUAUGUUAACUGUGACAUAGACAUGAAUACCUAUUGUAAAAACCAAAGAAAAAAGUUACUUGUGCACUCUCCCAAAUCCCCAUGCAUAUUUACAUAACUGGAGUUUUUAGUAUCACUCCAAUGGCCAUUCAAGUGUAAGCUCACCUGCCACAUCAAGUGAAAACUUCUUAGGGGAGUCCUACUCUAACAAUUCACCUUGGUACCACCUCUAAUGAAACAAAUGGGUAUUUUUCUAAUCCCCUUCACACUUAUUAACCCUUAAUAGGGAAUGCAUGGGCUGAGCUGCAGCACUGUAACAUGGCUGUUUAAUGGCCUCAUCUUACACUCCCAGAACCAACAAUACAUGAGCUCUGCAUUUAACAUCCUGCAUGAACUCCCACAACUCCCAGGUACUGACUGAAGUUUGGAAGAUACUUCACCUAAUUUAUUCUUGCAUUGCUACCAUAUUAUCAUGUGUUACUAUAGAAUUGUUUCCAAUUAUACCUGUAUUUUGCCACUGUAAUUUUCUGUGCAUGUAGUUUUUAUUAUUGUCAUUUGAUGUUUCUGACCAGUAUCUCAUGUACACAGUAAUAUUUUGGGUGAUAGAAUUUGGUUGCAAAACUUUUUUUUAAUUGUAUAUAACACAUGGCUUCUCUACCCUCUCUCCCUCCCCCUUUUUUUCUUAUUCUCAUCCCAGCUGUUAAUAUAUUCAUAUAACUGUUCCAUUUCCAUCCCGGUUCUUCAGGCCUCACCUUACACUCCCAGAACCAACAAUACAGGAGCUCUGCAUUUUUCCUCAGCACUACCCUACAGCCUAUCCAGGUUUUCCCUAAAUAUAUAGCAUGCUCCUCCAGCUGUUUGAGAUUCUCACUCUUUUAUCUCUUCAUUCCCUUUACAUUUUACCAAUAGCUGCCAUUCUCUGUGAACUUCUUUUAGCCAUUGCUCCCAAAUUUCCCCUGCUAAAUCUUGUCUCAAAUCCCCAUUGUAUCCUUUAGAUUGUAAACUCACGGGUUUUGUAUAAAAGAGCUUCAAUGGCUAGAUAUUGGCUUACGGGCAGGUCCCUCUCUACCUUUUGUAUUUGUCUGUGUAUAUUGUACGUUCUCCACUAAUUGUACAGCACUGCGGGAUGUGUUGGCGCUUUAUAAAUACCAGUAAUAAAUAAAAUACAAAAGCAAAUACAAACUCCAGGGUGACCGUAGUCCUACUAGAUAUAACUACUGACAUACAGUUGUGCUCAAAAGUUUGCAUACCCUUGGAGAAUUGGUAAUAUAUGUACCAUUUGUAAAGAAAACAUGUGAGCAGGCAAAACAUAUAUUUAUUUUAUUUCUUAUGGUAUUCAUAGUGGCAGAAUGGCACAAUAAUAAAACAAAACUUGGUAACAAAGAAAAAAUGAAAUCUUUACUGUUCAAAAGUAUGCAUACCCUUAGUUCUUAAUACUCUUUAUUGCCUCCUUUAGCAUCAAUGACAGUGUGCAGUCUUUUGUAAUAGUUGUCUGAGGCCCCUAAUUCUUGCAGGUGGUAUAGCUUUCCAUUCGUCUUGGCAAAAUUCCUCCAGGCAGUCUUUGGUAGUUUUGCAUGAACCACACCUUUGAGAUCUCCCCAGAGUGGCUUAAUGAUAUUAAUGUCAGGAGACUGUGAUAGCCACUCCAGAACCUCCACCUUUUACUUCUGUAACCACUGGAACAAUUGGCCUUGUGCUUAGGGUCAUUGUCAUGCUGGAAAGUCCAAUAGCAUCCCAUGCGCCACAUUUGUGCAGAAGAAUGCAAAUAAUCUGCCAGUAUUUUCUGAGAACGUGCUGCAUUCAUCUUGCCAUCAAUUUUCACAAGAUACCCUGUGCCUUUAGAGCUCAGACCCCCCAUCCCCCUCACCCCCCAAUAAAAAUAAAAAAUCAGUGAGCCACCACUAUGCUUCAUGGUGUUGAUAGUAUUCUUUUCCCCAUAGGCCUUGUUGACCCCUCUCCAAACGUAGCGCUUAUGUGUGUGAUCAUAAAGCUCUAUUUUGGUCUUGGCACUCCAAAUAACGGUAUGCCAGAAGCUGUGAGGCAUGUCAAGGUGUUGUCAGGCAUAUUGUAACCGGCUUCUUUGUGGCAUUGGUGCAGUAACUGCUUCUUUUGGUCAACUCGACCAUACAGCUAAUUUUUGUUCAUAUAUUGUCGUAUUGUGCUCCUUGAAAAAAACACACCUUUUUCCAGAGCAGCCUAUAUUUCUCCUGAGGUUACCUGUGGGGUUUUCUUUGUAUACCAAACAAUUCUUCUGGCGGUUGUGGCUGAAAUCUUCUUUUGGUCUACCUGACCUUGGCUUUCUUUCCCCGAAUUUUCCGCUUAAUAAGUGAUUUAACAGAAUUGACAGGCAUUUUUAAGGAUUUGGAUAUAUAUUUUUGGUUUCAGUUUUCUGCCAAGGGCAUCCUGAAUUUUCAGUUUUGGCCCAGAAUUUUCAUUUCAGUGCAUCCCUAUGCAGUAGUAAUCAUUGUUUUAUGUAUGUACACCUAGCUAUUUUAUCUUGUAUGUGUGAGUAAAUGUAAUAGUUAUCAGAUCUCAAUGUUGUGUCAUAGAAUUGGUGGUCAAAAAUUAAUAAUCCUAAAUAUUUUUAUAUUUGAUAAAAUCUUUCUUAAAUGUUUGUCACCGGUUAUACUUUUUCUGGUGAUGUCCACACACUAUGCUGUCUUACAUUUUACUGUGCCAGAGGAAUAGAUUUUGCUAUUAUUACAACCUUUGCAUGCAAUGUAUUUGUAGUGUUAUGCCAAGCUCUUGGCUAUAUCAAUAUUCAAAUUUUCUGCAGGUUUAUUCCCUGUUAGGUGGGAUUGAGUUUUAAAGUACUCAAACAGUGAACAUUACCCAGAACGUGAACCAGCUUGGUAGUAUAGCAGUCCAUCUGGUAUAUUGAUGGAAACUACUAGGGUGAAUUCUUUUCAAGUCUCUACUGAUGUGUAAAUACGGAAAAAUAAUUGGUGUGCAGACUAGAUUCAAUAUUCAUGAGCAUCGUAACCUCACAUCAACUUUAAAAAAAAUAAGAUAGCAAUAGUAUGUCAUAUUGUGUUUUUCUCCUUCAGAAUGGCCCAAGUGCAAGAUCUUGUCACAAGAUGUGCAUUGAUACACAGAGAAGGCAGAUUUAUACUCUAGGCAGAUAUCUGGACUCCUCGGUUCGAAACAGCAAGUCACUGAAAAGUGAUUUCUACCGCUAUGAUAUCGACACAAACACAUGGUCACUACUAAGUGAAGAUACUGCUGCAGAUGGAGGACCAAAACUAGUGUUUGAUCAUCAGGUCAGUGGUAGCAUCGUUUACAUAUUGAGCUAGCAAUUUUAAUGAUUGUGUUGUGUUUUUAUCAGUGAAAUGUACUUAUUAACGUAACAGUCCUUCUUUGUGGAAACCAUUUUUCCCAACUACUUUUUUUUGUUUUGUUUUUUUUUGUUUGUCACACAUAAGUAAAGAGCUAAGAGUCUAUUACAGGGUUGUGGAAUUUACACCAUCCGACACCCAGGACGUGCAGUUCUAAGUGCAGAGCAGGAAGUUUUUCUAAUACUUUUAGAACUGCUAUAGGCAUGAGCAGGAACUUCACUGAACUAGUCAAAGUAGGAAGUAGCAGGACCGGUUGUCUAAUUGACAGCCAGGGAGGGGUUGUAGCAAGGUUAAUUUAUAAAAGUGUCAAUUUCUAUGGGGAAAAAAAGGACACUCUUUACACAUCAGUGCUUUAGGGGGAGUGUUCCUUUUACAGAGGACUUGUAAAAUCCAUGAAAGCAAGGACUGUUUAGGAACCUUCGUGCCACAUUAAACCUUGUUAAGCAUUUUAAAUUACAGUUUGAUUCGCUUCUUACUCUGUUUUUAAACAAAAUCAAAUUUGCUCCUAAAUAUGUACUAUACUAUUCCCAGAAUUUAACAGGUAUUUGUUAAUCUGUUUCAGUUAUCUUUUUUAGGAUUCAUGUACCAAACAAUUUUGUUUCCACAAUUACAAGCUUUUUGUAUUUUAUUCAAGCCUGUAAUUUGUAAACUAUUCAACUCUCGUCUUGUAGAUGUGUAUGGACUCUGAAAAGCACAUGAUAUACACUUUUGGAGGGCGUAUCUUGACGUGUAAUGGCAGUGUGGAUGACAGCAGGGCCACAGAGCCGCAGUUUAGUGGACUCUUUGCUUUUGAUUGCCAAACACGGACGUGGAAACUUCUUCGAGAAGACUCAUGCAAUGCUGGACCAGAGGACAUACAGUCCCGCAUAGGACACUGCAUGCUAUUUCAUUCAGUAAGAAAAUAUUUCUUUCAUGGACUAUUUACUGCCAGUUUUCAAUUUGUGUGUUGUGCUUUUUUCUCUUUUAUUAUUGUACAGUGUCAACUCCUAUAAAUAAAAAAAAUAUAUAGGUGUGUGUGUGUGUGGCAAAUUAACCUAUUUUCUUUUCUCAUUACAUUGGUACUAUAUCAGAGGUUAUGUUGGUAAUUGUAUUUUUGCUUACUCCCACUUUAUGAAAUCUGAAGUCAGGAAUGUAGCUCACUCCUACUACAUGUUUAUGUUUAAAAACAACCUUCAAGAGAAUAUCCCAGACUUACAGAAUGUCUGAGAGAGUUAGAUGUACUGGGUGAUUUGUAUGAACGUCUUAGUUGUAAAUGCAGCAAAACGCUUACAUUUGAGACAGCAGUUGGGCUAUCUAACAUUUUAUAACGUUGGUUCAAUAAUCAGCAAGAAAUUUUUUUUGCUCAACUUUUUUUCUCCAUAAUUCUCGUGUGUGUGUGUGUGUGUGUGUGUGUGUGUUUUUUUUUAUGGAUCUAGAGGUCUAUCCACAGUAACUAUAUCUGUACCUUCAAGCCUCACUUACUAUUUGAGUAGUAUGAAUCGAGGCGAAACUCAACAAACUUUUGAGACUCUUCUACUGUAGCUUAACAUUUUUAGCAAAAUAUAUUUUCAACUUGGCACUAUUUUGUCAAAUUAGUUAUAUUUUUGUAUCUCUGGAAUCAUGCAACCAGAUCAAGAACAAUCACGUAGUUAUUGUAAUUAAAGGGAAACUAUAGUGCCAGGAAAACACUCGCCGGCGGGUGAGACCUAAUGCGCAUACACGGCAAUGGCCACGCUCGCAUUAUAAAAACUGCAAUAAUUACCACUUCAGGGUUAAGGAUGAUGGGAGUUUGCAUCCAGACCACUUCAAUGAGCUAAAGUGGUCUGGGUGCCUACAGUGUCCAUUUACACAUGAAAAUUGUUUCCCCAUAACCUCUCUUGUUCUUCAUUGCCAGAAAAAUCGCUGUUUGUAUGUGUUUGGAGGACAGAGGUCAAAGACGUACUUGAAUGACUUUUUCAGUUAUGAAGUUGACAAUGACCAUGUGGAAAUCAUAUCAGAUGGCACCAAAAAAGACUCUGGCAUGGGUAAGAGUAAAAUGUCUUUGGAGCACAUAAGGUCCUCUGGGUGAUACUUUUUUUUUUUUUUUCUCUAAAAUAAUGUUUUGUAUAGCUUUUUUGUCUACAGCUCUUGCACGAGAUUAAUAAGCAGUCACAAGUAAAACUAAAACCAUGAUAUUGUACCACAUUAAAAUAUGUAUAAAACCCUAUAUUAAAAUGGAAUAUAAUUGGGUUGAUCAGAAAUAAAAAUUUUAAUAGUAAAAUAUUCUACAAGGAUAUUAAGCUACUAAUACAGAUAGUGAUGGUUCUAAGGUGUCCUAAUUAUUGUAGAUGAACCAAUAUUCUUAUAUAAGCAAGGUCCAAUAAAUAUUGAUUAUGUGAAAAACCUAACUUUAAAUGUGUAUACAUGAUAAAUCUGUUUAAUCUGGGCUGAUCAGAACCAGUCUACAUAGAGGGCGGCUACAAAAUAGUCAAAUUACUAAAAAAAUAUUAAUAAUUAUCCCAUAAAUUAUCCACAAAAAUAACAAUUGGUCAAAUAGAAUCACCUCUGCUAAAUUUCAAUACGAUCCAAAGGUUCACCCCAACAGAAUCCAGUAAUCCACUAAUUCUUGAAGUAAAAAAUAUUGACCACUCGGGACCACUCUGGUUGGUCUAGUUCUCACAAUACCCACUUGAAAUCAUUCCAAUGUGGUGGAUGCAGUUCUUAAAUCUUUCCACUGGUAAGUGGUACUGACACUUGAUAAGGAUAUUAGACAAUGAAGGGGCAAGGAUACCAGAUUGUAAAUUAGGCUACCGUUACAGUUUUGUCAUAAGUAUAAACCUGACAUUGAAUUAUAUUAUAUGUAGACCCUUAACACCAUACAAUAAGAUUUUAAUUGUUUAUACUUAUGUAUACAUGGCUGGGUUCCCUAUGUGCUUCGGGGUGGUUACACAGCUUCCUUCCACUCACUCACAUGGUCGGAUGAAAAGAAGUCUCUUUAGCAGCAGUUACUCCACAGCACUGACCUCCUUGUAACUCUUCCCCCUCCCAUCUGUUUUUUUCUCAUAAUCUUGGCUGCCUUUGAUUGGUUGGGGAUCUUUAAACACCAAAUUCUUUGCAAACCAAGAUAUGAGAGAAACUGAGGCCACUUACGGUCGGUCGUGAAGACAGUCGGCAGUGAUGCCUCCAGGGGCUUCCUGGCACAAAGUUGUUUUGGUGCCUGGAGUGUCCCUUUAAAGCCACCUGUCUAUCGUGUACGUCCCCUCGAACUGUCAAAACAGUUCUGAUGCAUUUAGGCAUUGACUCCACAAGACCUCUGAACCUGGAGCAUCAAGACAUUAGCAGCAGAUCAUUUAAGUCCUGCAAGUUAUGAGGUGGAGCCACCUUGGAUCGGAUUUGUUGUUCAAGCACAUGGCACAGGUGCUCAAUUGGUUUGAGAUUUGAGGAAUUUGGAGGCAAAGGCAACACCUUGAACUCGGUCAUAUUCCUUAACCCAUUCAUGAAUAAUUUUUGCAGUGUGGCAGGGUGCAUUAUCCUGCUACAACAGGACACUGCCAUCAUGGAACACCAUUGGCAUGAAGGGGGUGUACGUGGUCUGCAACAAUCUCUAGGAAAGUGUUAUGUGUCAAAGUAACAUCCACAUGAAAGCCAGGACCCAAGUUUCCAGUAGAACAUUGCCCUGAGCAUAACACUGCCUCAGUCUGCCUAUUGUCUUACCUUUAGUGCAUCCUGCUGCCAUCUCACUCCCAGGUAAACAACGCAUGUGCACCCAGUCAUCCAUCUGAUAUAGGAAUUUGUUGCUACAAUAUAAAUGCUAACAUAUAAAUGUGUGUUUUUUUUUGUUUGUUUUAUCUGUAAAAAUAAUGUGUUUUUCUUUAAUUCACUUGAUCUGUAUGAAUAGCUAAAGUUGCCUAGUAUCAAACCCUUGUGAAUGUGACCUUUAACUCUUUAAGUACCAAUGUCCAUCUGAGCCAUCAUGAUAUGUUCUUUGGGAAAUGUUGGUGCCCCAAUGGUUAUAACCAUUAUUCACUAUAUUUGAAAUAAUUCUGGACUUUAAAAAUGUGUUACAAAUAAAGUAAUCCCAGUAAAAUUCAAUGUUACCUCAGCUUUAGAACUGCUGUUUUUUUGUUUUUGUUUGUUUGUUUUUUUUGAGGAUUGUUCUACAAUCCACUUAGGAUCUUUGACAAAAUGUUGUUUUGAUUUGUAGUCCCCAUGACUGGAUUCACUCAAAGAGCCACCAUUGAUCCAGAGUUGAAUGAAAUCCAUGUAUUAUCGGGUCUCAGUAAAGAUAAAGAAAAACGUGAGGAAAAUGUCAGAAACUCUUUUUGGAUAUAUGAUAUUGUUCGUAAUAGCUGGUAAGUGUAGCAGCUUGUCUAAAUCCUUUGAUUUUUACCAUAACUUUUCAGUACAUGUAUAUACUAAUUAAAUUAUAAAUAAGAAUGUAGAUAUACUCAACCCAAGUACAAUUACCAAAUCCUGUCAUGUUCUGGUCCAGGGGUAGACAAACUUCAACACUCCAGGAGUUGUGGAGUACAUCUUGCCAGUAUUAUGGCUUUAAGAUGCAUUAUGGGACCUCUCCACAACUUGAAGGUUGCCUACUGCUGUCCUAUGCUGUAUGCUCAUCUUCUAUAUUAUAUAAUUGAUUGAGCAGUGCUCUCUUUACCUCUUGUAUCUUUACAUUUUUUAUGUUAGUCACUUGCAGUAUAUCCCCAUUGUAUAACUGUAGAACACUGUUGAAUAUGUUGGCACUAUAUAGAUGCUUAUAUAUACUGUUUGUUUUUGUUUUUUUGGUCUGCUGCAUUUCUCCCUCCACAUAUCCUUGUUGCCGACAAUAGAGCACAUAAUUAUAAGAGUUUCUAUACCUACCAAACACUUUUCUAUGGCAGAGAAACUAUUUAUUAUAGUUUCACUUAUUAGAUGUGAAUAUACAGAAUCAAACAUUUAUUUUUUAGCUUCUUGGUUGAGAAAUCCAGCAAUUAUUAUAUUAUAUUAUAUUAUAUUAUAUUUCCUGCGGGUAGUCAAAUUUGUAGAAUGUGUAGAUUUCAUGUGAGUAGUCAAAGGAGUCAGAACUUUAGUAGAAAUCAAGGUUGCAGCUAGUGUCAUUGUAGAAAGGCUUAAAAUUACAGGUCCUAUGCUACUUGACAAGGUUUAGUUACUCAGGAUUGCAAGCCUAGAGGAUCCAUGGCACACACUCGCCAGUGAGCAAUUAUAAAAUAUGAGCCCUGAUUAUAGGACCCAAGAUCAAGGCAUCCAUCUGCCUCCAGAUGUUGAACCUAUAAUUUUGGAUGGCCUCUUUGUAGGCACUUAAAGCUUUAUAUCUUCUGGAGUCUUUGGAUAUUUUUUUCAAAGAUCCCUGAUGGUGACAUCGCUGUUUGGGGUGCAAGGGCCCAGGGAUGCAGCUCUGGUGAGUUAUACUUACCUGAUGCUGUACCUCCCAAGCACCGCUAUCUUCUUUUUUCAAAUCCUGGCGAUUCGUCCACUACAAGCCUAUGUCGGUGCUGUACUGCCAUGCAUGGAAGGUUCUGCAAGACCACGGGUGCAUAAUCUAGUGGUUUAUUUUAACACUGUCCUGGCCAGUCGGCAUCUAUUCAUAGAGAUGCAUCUGGGGAGUGGCCAACAGAGUUGUCCCUAAACUGUAAUGUAAACACUUCCUCUAAAAAGACAGUGUUUACUUCAAAAAGCCUGCAGGCACUGACUGGACUCACCAGAACAAAUACAUUAAGCUGUAGUUGUUCUGGUGACGAUAUUGUCCCUUUAAGUAUUUAAAUUACCAGCAGCAGCCUGAAUGUCUUUCCUCAUAACAGAGAGAUUCCUUAGAUGGUAUAAGGAAUGGGAGAGCUGGGUUAGUAGAGCAUAAGAAAGUGUUGAAUGUUGUCUAAGUCACUUGGGCGGUACAUUCCCCUACCGAGGAAAUUGCAAUCCAGAAUGUAUUAGAAAUAAAACUGGAUGGUGCAGGAAUCUUUAAUAUAUCAUAUCUUUAUUUAGAUGUAAUAUAAUAAGAAAAAUACUAAAAAUGCAAAGUUAAAUAGUAACACUAACACAUUUCACCACAAUACAUGGCUUUCUCGAAGUGUUACUGUUGUCUAGACAAAUCCUCCUUAGAUAGCCGAUGAGAAUUUUGAAGAUUUGGUCGUAUGACCACAAACAGUUGGCUUAAGCAAUACUAAAAAUGUCUUUACAAACAUAGUGGAUAUAUCUAAGAUGGAUAUUGCUAAAAGUAUCUGAAAUGUAGCCCCCAGGUGCAUUGGACUGAGUUAAAUCUUACUUUCUCUUAGGCUAGAAACUGAAUUUUCAUUUUAUUACUUAUUUGAUUUUUUUUACUCUUGUAUAUAUUAUGAAGAAGACACUGUUUAACCAAUAUAUCCCUAAGUGGGGAUUAUACCACUCUAUGCUGUUUAAAGGAGCCAUCACGCUGCUCCAUUACAUGUGACUGCAAUCCUAUUCUACCUAUAAAAUUAGCACAUUCUGUCCUGAUGUGCUAUGCUAUAUUCUUUUUCUGUUCUUAUUUCAUAUGCUGGUCUACCUGAUUAGAUCAAGAGAUACACUGCAAAUCUUGGGAUUGUACUGCUCAAGCACAUAAAGUUUGAGCUAAUUCAUAGCUCCAUAUCCUGUAAGUGCAUCUCUUUUUACCAAACUCCAUUUGAACAACAUAAUACACUCUAUAAUCCUCUACAGUCUUAUUUCUCUUGUUCCAUAUACCAUCUAAGGAUAUCUUAAGGCGUUACUUCCACUUAUUACAAAUGUUUUGACUGCUUUGGAAUUUCAACUAAAUUCCAAUGUAGCCUUGUUGAGCAUUUCAUAAAGAUUAUAUCUUCAUGAUAUGCUCAUAAUUAGUUAAUUUUCUUUGGUGACCGUCACAUUGAAUUGAAUACUAGAAGGCCAAAGGCGUACACCUAGUUUUACUAGUUUAUAUGUUUGAGAAAAAUAAUGAUCAUUGUAAAUAUCUUCUUUGCAAAAGACUAGUCUCCGUUACUAUCUUGUGCUUUUCCUGCCAUUCCAACCAUUUUCUAUUCCAAUGACGAAAUAAUUUUCUAUGCCAAUGACGUAAAAACCUUUUAAGGGGUUUGUUUUCACAGUUUGGAGACUUAUAUUAAUCUCAAACUGUGUUAUGUGCAAUAUUAAAAUGUCUUGGGUAAUCUGGCCUAAAGUUUUUUUUAAAUUUUUUUUUUAUAUUCUUAUGGCAAGAGCCAAAAGAGUCAAUACCAAGUCUGAUGAUUUGGUUUUUUUAUGCCAUAGACCAAAGGUAACCAGCAAAUGGCUCUUCAGUUUUUUUUCCAAGAUACUAUAGCUACCAUGCAACUUGGACGGUCAAAGGCCUUGUUUUCAGACAGCUGUUCCAGCAUCAUGGGACUUGUAGUUACGAAGCAGUUGGAGACAGUUACCCUUCUUUGCUUUAGAUGUUUUGUACCAAAUAGUUUUUCAGAACCAUAUUAUACUUCUACAGGAAAUAAACCUCAAGACCCUAGGUUGUUUUAUUUUACAAAUAAAACAAAUCUCAGAAAAUAAAUGAUAAAUGUUUUAUUUAUUGCAGUGAUAUAAAUAGUGUGAUCUCUUACAAAGCCUUCUGUAGUACCUUUUGUUGACAGCCUUGUUAACCAUUUUUUAACAGUUUGACACACAUGGCCUGUGGUCCAACCUCUUGUUCGUCUGACUCAUCCAGUGAAUAUAUCAAGACUUUGACAAAAUGUAAUACAGUGGUACCUCAGUUUAUGAAUUUAAUGCGUUCUCCAGGACUUUUCUUAUUGCGAAAAAUUCAUAAACCGAAACGUGGCUUCCCAUAGGAAUGCAUUGAAAACCAAUUAAUCCGUUCCAGAGGUCAGAAAAAGUCAAAAUGAGCUGGCAUGGAAACCAACCCACAAUGCAGAACACACAGUAAAAGGCAUGCAAACGGCGAAGUUCAGCUCUCUAACUUUCCACUUGAGAAAUGCACCAAAAAGUUCCAAGUCCCAAAACCGCUGCAAAUUUUUUUUUCAGAAUGGCUCCAAAACUCAAUGCAAAAAUCGCUCCAACACCUCCUCACUCGAAGUCACGUGCUACCCACAGACUCCGGCAUGCACAAGGGCGGCACUAUAAACCUCCCAGGCGCAAUGCAUCCUGGGGAAACUUGCUUCAUAUUGCAAAAAAAAAAAAAUCGUACACCAAGGCAUUAUUUUCAUUUGUAAACCGAAAAUUGUUAACCGAUGCGUUUGUAAACUGAUGUACCACUGUAUUGCUGGAAUAUAACUUCUGCAGUAGCAAACUGCUGAGCAGGGGUCAGAGUCAUGGUAGCACCAAGGGGAACCUCAUUUGUUAUCAAAAGGUGUGAGAAGGAACCUGGAGAUGGGAAUGUCUAUGUUAAAUAUGUAGACAGUGGAACUAUGCUUUUUAGUUUUUCAAAAUGUUCUUUAAUUCUAACAAGACAUAUAUGACCUGCACGAACAGUAGGUGAAGGGGUGCCAUUCGAGUUUAAAAUUUAAAGUUCUGCAGUUUAGCUGACCCAUAAACUAUUUUAGUAACAGCCUGGAACUGUAACUAGUAAUAUUACAGCAACAGUAGAUCUGUGUAUUUUAAAUGCUUUAUUUCAUCAAAAAUGGAAUGAAUGUUUGUAAAGAUUAGCAACAGUAAGUGUCUCUGAAAUGGUCAUAAUACGUAAAAUUGGAUAUAAAGUGGAUUGGUUUAAAGUAGUUCUGAUACAUUUAAUUUUUUUUCUUUUAAUAAAGAUUCUUUACAUCUAAAAAGUUGUCUUUUCAGAUGUCCACUAUAUCUGUUCUUGUUUGCAUCAUGAAGAAAGUGGAACAGGCAGUAUAAUUACUUUUGCCUCCAUUCUUGGAUGAUAGACUUUGAUCGACCUGUCAUGACUUAAACUACUUACACUGUUUUGAAAAAGCAUGACAUUUCAUUUACACAUCUACAUUUGCUAGCAAAUGUGUAGAUUGGGAGAAAAACCCUAUUAAAAUCCUUAAAAAAAAACAAACCAAAAAUGUACUUCUAUAUACUUCACAAUCAGGUCUUCGCAUUGGUUCUUGGCUGCCGGAUUGACUGAUGAGGGAGAACAGAAAAGACCUCCCACAUGCAUGGCAACCACCAUACAUGUGCUGAGGUUGCUAUGGAAACUCCCUUGCCUAUACUGCUUGUGCAUGCUUGGGAAUAAAGGAACAGAGUGACUCACUCCAUUCAGAAGCAGUCAUGCUGGCUUUAUGGUGGUGGUUUGCCCUGCUUAAGGAAGUUUUCCCAAGCAGAGCAAGUUUAAGAAGACCAGAAGAGGAGCAAAGGACUGGACCGGAGGUGAGUGUUAUAGGAAGAGUAAUACCCAUGAAGCUCUGUAGACGGCAGCAGUAAUAAGUGAGGUGAGUAUAUCUCAAUAUUUUACAUUAAAUGCAUCAUGUAUGUGUUCAGUGUAUUUCAGGGCGAUUUAAGGCAAGUUAUUUUUCUUAACAGGUACACUUGAAGUUCAUUUCACACUGUUUCGUUUGUGUCCUAGACCUUUUGAAGAGACUUUCUUGAGCAAUUCUUUUUAUUUUUUUUUUAUUUUUUUUUUGUGAAAUGAUUUAAAUAAGAAAUGUAACCUUCCUUAAAGCAGACAUCAGCAAUAAUGUAUAUCGGAUUUGAUAUUUGUGUGCAUCUACAAAAUGCUUCCAUUUCACAAAUGUACAUAACAAUUAAAAUUCCAACACAUCUGUGCUCAUUGACACGCUUUGUAAAAAGACUCCUAUUUAUUGUUCUAAUGUAUAUUUGUUCCCUCAAAUGUGUUGGCUUAUGGAGUGGUUAGUCAUGCGUUUCCAUGGCUGUCCUCUUUUUCUCCCAGCAGCUCAACUUACACUUGUUUUCAGUGGCUGGGUAUGUACUAAGAAGCAUAGGCCAGUCCAGAACUCAUUAUGUGAAAAGGUUGUGUGGCUUAUGCUGUAGAAAACUGCCAAAUGUGUAUAUCAUUAUUUAAUCAAAACUAGAUUUUUUUUUUUUUUUUUUUUUAUAAAUGUUCUUUUCUUUUAGGUCAUGUGUCUACAAGAAUGAUCAAGCAUCAAAAGAAAACCCAAAUAAAAGCCUUCAGGAAGAAGAGCCUUGCCCUAGAUUUGCACACCAAUUAGUUUAUGAUGAAUUGCACAAGGUAUACACACUGCCUAUUUUCCAAUGUUACAAAAUACAGUGUUGAUAUCCAUGAAAUGUUAACAGGUCUGUGUAGUUAUUGCAAUAGGUAGAAUGUACUUUUUCCAAAAUAAGAUAUCUCCAUUUUGGCUCAAGUGCUUUAAUGUUUGAAAAGCCCUAUAACUCAACCUCUGUCUUUUGUCUUGUAAUCCAGGCAGUCAAGUUUCUACUCAAAACAGUUUUUCAUGAGUUCCAUGUUCAAAUUUACUGCUUAUCUAUUUAUAUUAUGAUCUUUCUACUCCGCUGUAAAAAUUAAUCUGUGCACAACUGAAAUUAUUCAAUACUUUUUAGUCACCAAGCUGUGUUAAUCAGUGUGAGUUUAUCAGGCAAAACAGCAAGACUGGUACACAUGUGUGUGAGGAGUACGUUAAAACCUGCACAGUUGAGGAGCACUGAACACUAAUAUAAGUCUACAAAUAAUUUGGUCAGUGGCUGAUUUGGUAAUUCAGAGUCAGUAAUGUAAAAUAUGUGAAGUCUAUUGCAACUGUUUCCAAAAAGUAUCUCAAUUUUUCUCAUUUUGUCUCAGGUCCACUACUUGUUUGGGGGGAACCCUGGAAAGUCCUGCUCUCCAAAGAUGAGGUUGGAUGACUUCUGGUCGUUAAAGCUGUGCCGACCUUCCAAAGAGUACUUGCUGAGACACUGUAAAUACUUAAUUCGAAAAAACAGGUACUGGAAAACCUUUUAAAAGGCCUGAAAACAAUCAGUGUUAUCAAUGAAUCAUGGUGUAGUGGGAUGGAAAAAUGUAAUCCCUUAAGGACACGACAUGUGUGACAUGUCAUAUUCCCUUUUAUUCCAGAAGUUUGGUCCUUAAGGGGUUAAGGGAAACUAUAGGCAUCAAAACAAAUACAAUUUAAAAACCACCCAACCAAAAAGUGUGCUGUAUUUUAACCCAUUAAGGACGGCGGGCAUACUAUGCCGUCCUUGGGGGACUUGGUCCUAAACGCCGGGGUGGGGUGAGCGCAUUCAUUCCAUAGAGAAAUGCUUUCCUAUGGACAUCAGCAUCUUCUCACUGAUUUUCACUGUGACAAGCGCGGAAGCGCCUCUAGCGGCUGUCAAUGAGACUAGAGCCUGGAUUAACCCUAAUGUAAACAUAGAAGUUUCUCUGAAACUGCUAUGUUUACAGCUGCAGGGUUAACCCUAGAUGGACCUGGCACCCAGACCACUUCAUUGAGCUGAAGUGGUCUGGGUGCCUAUAGGGGUCCUUUAACCCCUUAAGGACCAAACUUCUGGAAUAAAAGGGAAUCAUGUCACGUCACACAUGUCAUGUUUCUAUAAGAGGUUAAGUAACUGUUUAAGUUCAGAACUCCUGAAACAGUCUGAUGGCAAUGUUUAUAAUGUGCCUCAUCACACCUAAAUAACAUCUAAAUAAAGCAACAACAACAACAAAAAAAAUUAUGAAAACAAACAUAGUAUUAACCCCUUCAGGACCUGACUGUUUUUGUGAUGUACGUUAAGGACCAGAGCUAUUUUAACACUUUUGUGGUGUUUGUGUUUAGCUGUAAUUUUCCACUCUCUCAUUUACUGUUCCGAUAGAAAUUAUAUAUUGUUUUUUUCAGGACAAAAAGGGCUUUCUUUAUAUACUGUUAUUUUUUAUCAUGUCAUAUAACUUAAUUAAAAUUGUUUUACUAAAAUAUGGUGAAAUUUUUUUUUAUAUAAAAAACAUUUUUUUUGACUUCUACUUAAAAGAUCUUUUACUGAUCUACAAAAUCUAAUAAAACAAACUCCUAAAUAGAUUCAAAAUUUUGUCCUGAUUUUAAAAACACCCAAUGUUUACAUGUUUUUUUGCUUUUAUUUGCAAGUUAUAUGGUUAUAAGUACAAGUAAGAAAUUGCUGUUUCAAAAUGUAAAUUUUUCAAAUGUAUCAAUAGUGACAUUGUAACACUGUUUUAAAUCUCCCAAAAAACACCCAACAUGUAUAUAUUUUUCCUAAACUAGAUAACCCAGGGUAUUCAUCUAAGAAUAUUUUGAUACUUUCUAUGCAGCCAUUUUACCACAAACCUUUGCCAAACUUUGCAUAGGUAGUUUAUUUUUUUCACAUACAUUGCAAUUCAGGUAUAAAUUCACAGAUUCUGUUAGGUGUCACUACCAAACAACACCCCAAUAUGUGUUCAGCAACAUCUCCCGAGUACAGGGAUACCCCCCAUGUAUAGGUGUGUCUGGUUGUUGGGGGGGCUAAAAGGCCACAUUUGGCAGGUGCGCAUAUCAGUUUCCCAGCUUGGAAUUUUGACAUGUAGUCAACCUGCAUGCAUGUCCAAUUUGGGACAUUUUUGAAGCCGGCCAAUGUAUUUUACCCCCAUCAAUUUGAACAACAUCCCAAUAUGUGUUCAGCAAGAUCUCCUGAAUACAUGAUACCACCCAUGCAUAGGCUUGUCGGGCUAAAAGGCCACGUUUGGCAGGUGCGCUUAUCAGUUUCCCAGCUUGGAAUUUUGACAUGUAAUCAACCUGCGCCCAUGUCCCAUUUUAACCAAUGUAUUUUACCCCCAUCAAACCAUAUAUUUUUGAAAAGUAGACAACCCAGGGUAUUUUAAAUGGUGGUAUUUUAACACUUUUCAUGCGCUGAAUUCUACCACCAGCCUUUGUCAAACUUUUUUUUUUUUUUGUUUCUUUGUCACACAUUGUACUUUAGGCAUGAAUUAAAAGAUCCUGUUAUGUGUCACUGCCAAACACUGCUCAAUAUGUUCAGCAACAUCUCCCGAGUACAGUGAUACCCCCCAUGUAUAGGGUUGUUUGGGGGCCAAAAGGCAACAAUCAGAACUUGUACAUGUCAACUUGAUAUAUAGGUAUGCUUGGUCUAUCUUCAGUUUGACAUAUUUUUGCACCCCCCCAGUUAAUGUUACCAUCAUGACAGUAUAUAUAGUAUAUAUUUUUAUAAAGAACACAUCAAAGGUUCUAGAAGAUGGGGUGUUUUGACUUCUUUCCCCCAACCAUUUUGCCCCCCAAAGAAAGGGUAGUGGUAAUUUUUUAAUUCUGGUUUUUAUGCACAUGUCAUCUGGUUUUGGCCAGCUGGUUAUGUGUUACUGCCAGAAAACUUGUUAAACCAAAUGUGCAAGUAGCAAAUGUACAUUUAGCAGCAAUCUUUAAACGGACUCCUGCAAAUAGAAUCUAACUGGAGAUUUGGGGGAAGGAAAUUGACUAACAAAAAAUGGCUGCUUUCCAAAGAAACAAAAAAUAAAAUAAAAAUUCAGGAACACUUCUUACAACUGUUCUGUGUGGUACAGAUUGAAACAUGUUCCUACACAGUGUCCUGGUUUUGAAGGGCAAUCGGGACAGUGAAAAGGGGUGUCUGUCCUUUUCCCGUUUUUAAAACCUACCCGGCAACGUUUCUGGGGGUUUUUUUUUUCUAGCAGUUGGGGGUAACUUAAAAAUAAAAUGCCUGGACUCCGCUUGCACUGUUGUCGGAACUUGUCCAUCUCCAUAAAUUGUUAAAGAAAUUAUUUUCAACUGAAAUUGGAGAAAGGUGGUUUUACAUGGAUUAUUUUUUUUAAAAAGCAAAAAUGAGUUGUGGGUUGCUAUUUGCAUCAGAUAGCCACCUUUUUAUACCAUGCUUUGGUUUUUCGUAAAAUAAGAUAUGGCUGCAUCAGCUGAUCAGCCAAAUCAACACCCCCCAUGUACUUAUUAUACGCCCUGAUGCAAACCGGUUUGGACUCUACUCUGCCCUGGACAGAGACGUCUGACAUGCGUUCAUCAUGGAUGGUGGUUAGCAUGUUGACAUCCUUCCUGUCCCUAAACUUUAGUGCAAGCACUACAGCUUUGCUAAGUGCUUUACAUUCGCAUUUUUUAAAUUUUGCCUCUAUGAGAGAUCGUGGAAAUUCUUUGGAAUUUUUUCUGGCAGUGCCGCAGGCCAGUGUCUGUAAACCAUAAAGUGUUUUAAACAGACGGACGCUACUAUAAAAAUUAUCCACAUAAAGGUGGUAACCUUUAUUAAACAAGGGAUUUAGUAAUUCCCAUACAAGUUUCCCAAUUGUCCCCAGGGAGUCAGGACAGCCAGGAGGGUCCAGUUGACCAUCUUUCCCCUCAUAUACACGAAAGGCAAACGUGUAUCCACUUUCGCACUCGCCCAGUUUGUACAGUUUUAUGCCAUACCUAGAGCGCUUUGAGGGGAUGUAUUGUCUGAACCCUAAUCUCCCUUUGUAUUUCAUUAGCGAUUCAUCUAUGGAUACAUUUUGUUGGGGGUAUAAACAUCAGAAAAUUUGUCCUGAAAAUGGUCUAGCAGUGGGUGUAUUUUAUAAAGCCUAUCGUAUUGGGGGUGAUCUCUAGGGUGACAGAGGGUAUUGUCACUGAAAUUUAAAAAUCUCAGCAGUAACUCGUAUCUGGCUCUAGGCAUGGUUUGGGAGAAUACUGGACUAGACAUUAUUGGGUUGGUGCUCCAGUAUGAGCGAAUCGAUGGCUUCUUUAUAAUCCACAUGAGCAUUGUAAAAGCCCAGAAUUUUUUAAGCUCUGGGACAUCUGUGGGAUGCCAGUCAUGCUCCCUGACUGUAUAGCUACCUGGAUUGUUAUCAAUAAAUUGGGUAGCAUACAAGUUAGUCUGGGAAGCAAUCUCCUCCCAGAUGGUAUCCCCUAAAAAUAGUUCUACAUACUGCAUUGGGGAGAAGCCAUCCCCAUUAACCUUAAUGCCUGCCUUGGCACUAAGAGGGGGGACGUUGGGCUCGGCUAACUGUGGAGGCUUUUCUUCAGCCAGCUCACACACCGAUCACGUCGUCUGGACUAGUCGUGUCAGAAAACUGACCUGGGUCAAAAUCUGUGUCAGUGGCAUCAGAGUCUGACGCCAAGAAGGCAUAUGCCUCCUGCAAGUUAUACAUACGCUGCAUGUUUUACACAUGACUAAAACAAAUUACAAACACACAAAAAAAAAUUAUACGUUUUUUUUUUUUUUUUUCUUUCUUUUUGAAUAGAUCUCUAGGUUGGAAACAGUCUUCCUACUUCUCUUCAUGACCUAGGGUAGAGUAGUGAUUGAACUUCGGUUCUACGCAGUAAACAAAAUGUAAAAAAAAUCUGCAAACCUAUAAAUCUAAUACAUUUUAGAAGAAAGUUCCAUGAAAAGUGCUUUAUACAUUUAUACAUGGCAGUAAAACAGAUCACAUAAAUGCAGACGCACGCACACUCACACAAACACUCUUAACUAAAAAAAAAAAAUAUGGGGGAGGGGGAUAACAGAGAAAAGAAAACAGAACUACAGGGAAACUUGCCACAUUGCACCUCUACCAAAAAUUCUUUCUCAGAUUUUUGGCAAAUAACUAUAACGUGUUGCUUCUGUAUUGAGCAGGAAGAGCAACACUGUCUAAGGAUGACACCUUGUUUCAAUUGAUCACCUCAGCCAUUUCCUUCUCCUGUUUUAAUGGAUCACACCCACUGGACACUGGAAGUUGUCCUACCUUCAGGGGUUGCCAAAAAACAGGGUGCAAGAAAUUUCUUAGAAUGCACAACAGCCCAUAUAUAGCUUGCCCUUUCGUGGGUCCCCGCUCUGUUCUCAAGCUGGUUUUAGCUCAUCUUGUGCCACUGCAGAGAGAAUUUAAACCAUUUGCGCACCAGACUGAUCCAACCAAAAAGUACAAUCCAGAUUCAAAAUGCAGGCCUUCUCCCUCUGCAUGAGAGACGGUAAUCCCAGAUGAUCGUUUUGUCAGUGAGGUAUAGCUGAAACCUCUAUAAGCAUUGUGAAGGAUACUGAGAAUGGACUCAUAGCUUGCUGUACCUUCAGGGAUUAAACUGUUUUCAGAGAGUUUUACUCUGAAGUUGGUCCCCCGGAUCACCCUUUUCUCUACGAUCACUGCCCGUUUUCCAACUUCUGUUCACUCCUGAAAACCUGCCUUGGUGGCCAUUGAUUGGCUGAAUAAAUCGGGUGAAAAUACAUUUUUAGCCAUGUAGGAAGGCAACCCUCAUCAUACUAUUGAAUUUAAAGGGUUACUUUAAUCAUCAUAACCACUACUGCUUGCUGUUUCCUAUUACCAUAACCACUACACACCCUGGCUUAGUUUCCUUUUAGCAGAAUUAACAUUAGCCUGGCUAAUGGUGCUCUAAUAACUGCCGGAGGUGAAGUUACACCGCCUCCAGCAAAGAUAUAAAACUCUGUAUGUGCACCAUUUCAAAACGAAACACAGACUCCAGGCACAAUGACCACUUCAAAUCUCUCAAGUGGCCAUGUUGCUUUGAGUAUCCCUUUAAACUGUCUAUGGACUAAAGUGUAGUUAUUCUGUAAAUGUAAUUUGUAAAUGGAUUUCAAUUUGUGUUAUUUACUUCCAGGUUUGAGGAGCGUGCUCUAACAGAACCCCUUAGUGCACUAAAGUACUUGCAGAAUGAUUUGUUUGUCACGGUCGAUCACUCUGAUCCUGAAGAGACUAAAGAGGUAGGGAGUCCAUUUUUUCUGUUCUGUGUCUGAAUGAUCACUUAAUAACAAAUGGCUAAUCUGUGCAACCCAGAUGUUUCUGAACAAUGCAAUGUUGCCCAGACAGUCUUAUGAACUACUCGGGAUUUGCUUGUUAGUCAGGUGGAUGUUUUCCCUAUUGCAGUUAGCAGAUCUUAAAAAUCAGCAAGUUCUCCAUGUCACUGUCUGACAAAGUGGCUGGUAGCAGUGGUGGUUGCAGGGCACGUCCUGAAAAUCCUUCCUACAACAUUUACAAUUUUUGUCCCACUUGCUAACUUUGGUAAUGUAUUGCAAUUGUGCUAGAAAGAGCCUUAUGCUUCUUUAAACAUGACCUCUAAUGUUGUCCUGACAAUUGGUUGUGUUCAAUAGGGGAGACUUAUAUAUAUUAGAAAUCUUGCUGGCUACAGUUAUUGCCGUGCUUAAUUACCAAAGUAUGGCAGCAUAGAGGUGUAGGAAUGGAUUGAGAUAGGUGGGUAAAUGGGGUAAGUGACUGAACCCAGAGUGAUAAUCACAAAAUGAGAUUGUAAUAGUCUGGACCUAAAAUAAAAUCAGGGAUAUUUAGUAGACUAAAUGACAGGGAUCAACUUUGAGCUGUAAUGUACUAAUUGGCAAAUGAUGUGCAGUCAUGAGUUGUCCCAAUUUAAAAUGAUACAGUAUAUGGUGAAUUAGAAGAAACAAAAGCAUUUGUUUAUAAAAUAGCACUCAAACAGCAACUGAAUGUCAAUCUUUUGGUGCAAUUUAACUGUUUAAACCUAAGUGGCUAUUUAUAAAAGGCUCUUUAAACCAAGUGUGGUAUUCCAUUUAACAACCGUUUGAUUUCACUUUGAAUUUGGCAGAAUUUAACUACAAUUUGGAUGAUUAAAAAAAGGCAGUCAUGUAAACCAAGGGAUUGGCGCUGACUACAGUCACCCCAAGGCUACUCAAAGCUGCCAUCAAUCCUUUAACAACUCUCCAACCCAAAAUUCACCUCAAACCUUAUUCUUACCCUAACCGUUUGGGUCGGUCUUUUCUUUUUCUUUUUUGUUUUGAGAACUUUAUUUGCAGUGCAUGUUUUCGAUAACCAUUAUUAAACAAAUCUCUCUGCAGCAAUGAGAUCCACUUAAAAGUAGCUGGAGCCCAUUUGUCUCAGUUUAGUUAUCAAUAGUGUAUUACUUGAAUACAAUGAACCACAGCGGAAUUUUAAAGAAACAAACUGCAGUUGACCACAAUGUAGGGGGUCUGGGUGCAUUGCUUAUUGCUCGUGCAGUGGAAAACAUUGCAGUUUUUGAAAUAUGGCAGUGUUUUCAUUGCAGGACUGAACAUGCCUGUAGUGGCUGUGUUCCCGAGGGUGCUUCCAUCAAGUCAGAUGCAGUUUUGUGACGUUUGACAUCAAUGUUUCUUAUAGAGAAGUGUUUGAAUGGAAUGCUUGCAACACACCUACCUCUCUUGCACCACACACACACACCUACCUCUCUUGCACCACACACACACCCCUACCUUUCUUGCACCACACACACACCCCUACCUUUCUUGCACCACACACACACCCCUACCUUUCUUGCACCACACACACACCCCUACCUUUCUUGCACCACACACACCCCCCUACCUUUCUUGCACCACACACACACCCCUACCUUUCUUGCACCACACACAACCCUACCUCUCUUGCACCACACACACGCACACCUACCUCUCUUGCACCCCACACACGCACGCACACCUACCUCUCUUGCACCCCACACACGCACGCACACCUACCUCUCUUGCACCCCACACGCACGCACACCUACCUCUUGCACCCCACACGCACGCACACCUACCUCUCUUGCACCACACACGCACACCUGUCUUGCAGCAUUGUAAUUAAUUCAUAUUAAAAGAAAACACUAAUUAAAACUUAUUUAGUGUGGAUGCAAUGUUUUUCAUGCUGGGUUUUCUUUUUUUCAGUUCCAACUUCUUCCAUCUGCACUUUUUAAAUCCAGCAAAGAUUUGGCCCCUCUGGGUAAGUGGAUUGAAUUACAUUUAACCAUGGUGAAAAUGUGUUGUUUAAAAAGCAGUAUACAGAUACAUAUUGUUGGAGUAUCACAUUUAAAAGUGCUAUAUUCAUGUAUUUUUUUGUGUAUUAUAUAUCAAUAUUUUUACUUUUUGCCUUCUUUCUAGGUCUCUCUGAUGUCGAUCACACUUAUUCUCAGAGGACACAACUCUUUGAUACUCUUGUCAACUUCUUCCCAGACAGUAUGACUCCUCCAAAGGGCAACCUGGUUGAUCUAAUUACACUGUGAAAAUGAUUCCCAGGACUGAGAAGAAACAUAAAAGACUGAUAAACUACACUUUUUUUUUUCUUUUUUUUUUUCUUGGGUGGGGUUUGUUUAUUUUUGUAAUUUGGACUGGAGCUGUAUAAAUGGACUGCAAUAAGAGAGUAUUUAGUGCUGGCAUGGUAGAUACCUGUUUUCAUAAAGAUAACCUGAUUACAACUUUCUGUCAGGAAGACUGGCAGUAGAAUUAGAUUUUUUUAUUUCUCCCCCAAAGUUUUGUUUUAGUUUUAAAUUUAAGAUUUUUUUUGUUUU